GGAAAAGAAGGAAGAUCUGCCCAGAGAGAGACGGAGAAAGCAAGAGGCAGACAAGAGAGCGCGCUCGGCGGGGCGAAUACAUGGGCCAACAUUAGGACCCAGAGAAGCCGGCGAUGAUUUGGGCAGUAGGUAAAAAAGCUCCGCUGACAUUCCUGGCAUUCCGGCGCGGGGAAAUAGGGGCUGUUUGGAGUAUUUCGUGCGUGUUUGUUUGCUGCUUUUUCGGAGCGCCUGCAAACGGCGCUUUGCAAGGACGCAGCCUGUCAUUUGCGCGCUUGGGGAGGGGGGGAGAGACACCCCUCCUCUCCCCAUUGCUUCUCUCCUCUCCUCCCCUUCCUUCUCUUUUCUUUUUCCUGGGCUGGGCUGGAAGUGGGAAGCUGAGCCGCGCUCGCUUCGCGGGGUCUCUUGCGGGGAAACUUCGGAGCCAAAGAGGUAAUGACGGAACUGUGCGCGGUGCGGGAGAGAGAGAGAGAGGAAAAGCCCGGGGCAGCCACCGCGUCAUCCUCAGCAGGGAUGAUGGAGAGGGGAAAGUGCGGAGUUGCCUGCCAAUUUUAGGACUCCCCACCCCCCUCCACUCCCUAGGCAUGGAUGUUCAUAGCGAUCUGGAAAGCCAGAGGGGCUAGUUGUGCUCUGGAAAACUUUUUGGACAUAUGGUAGGAAAGCUUUUCGUUUAGAGGGCCGGGGGAAAGUCCUGAUUUCUGUAAAGUUUAAUCCGGGCUGCUCCAUAGUUCAGCUGACUGCAUUGAAAAAAGUAGAGCACGGGGAGAGAGAGAGAGCAUGAGCAGAGCAGAGGAGCUGUCUCUAAUUUAAAAGUACACAGCAAUUAUUUGUAUCCUGCUUGGGGAGCUUUUCGACCAAGUGCCCUGUAAAUAUCCUGCAUAAAAUAAAGAGCUGAUUUCGAUAAGCGUGAUAUUUUCCUACAGCAGAGCAGUGCUGCGGGUAGAUGCCAGGAGGAAAAUAGCAAGAAGGAAGGACAUAUAGUGUAUUGAGAGUGUUCUUGAAAAAGCAGGGCAUAGCGUGCCAGGCUGUUUUUCAUUGCUUGACAGGAGGUUGCUGUAGCAUUGGGAAGCUCCUUUAGCUUUCCCCCUCGGUUACAGCGUGUAUCAAUGUGUGGUUUCCAAAAUAGGUCUGUCAUAUGGUGGCUUUGCUCUGCCUUUAGGGAGAUGAUCCAUGAUUGCCAGGUUUAGCGCUCUUUUGAGGCUCAAGAAAAGCUGGUGGCUUGUCAGAUUGGAGGGUUGGGGGAAUCCAAGGUCAGGGGGUUGCCACCUUUUGUUUCUCUGGAGAGGCUCUUGGCCCCCAAAGAGGUUUCCAACAAGCAGGCAUCCGUCCACACUGCAGAAGCAUUUUCCAUGUUGGGAUUUGCUUGGGCACCCUAUCAUGUUGUCUGUCUGUUAAAAAGAUUUGGCAACCCUUUCCAAGGGACGCAGUUAUAAAUGUAUGACUGUGUGGCGUGCCUGGUUUCUGAAGUGAACCAGGCCGGGGACCCACAAGCCUGAAAAGAACCUGUGAAGAACAUGGCUUCUGAAUGAGGCCAAGGCCCAUCUAGUCCACUUCCUGUCUUCGCAGUGUCCAACUAGAUGUCUGUGGGAAGCCUGCAAAGGAGGACCUGAGUCUUGCACCAUCUUUUCUAGAAGCUCUUCUUUGCGAUUGUGGAUGGGAUGGAGGCUGGGUGUGCUUGCUCAGUUAUCCCUCGCAUGCAGACCUUCCUAGACUUGCCGAUCAGAAGGUUGGCGGUUUGAAUCCCCACGACGGGGUGAGCUCCCGUUGCUCGGUCCCUGCUCCUGCCAACCUAGCACUUCGAAAGCAUGUCAAAGUGCAAGUAGAUAAAUAGGUACCACUCCGGCGGGAAGAUAAACGGUGUUUCGGUGCGCUGCUCUGAUUCACCAGAAGAGGCUUAGUCAUGCUGGCCACAUGACCCGGAAGCUGUACGCUGGCUCCCUUGGCCAAUAAAGCGAGAUGAGCGCCGCAACCCCAGCGUCGGCCACGACUGGACCUAAUGGUCAGGGGUCCCUUUACCUUUAGUUUAAAAAGGAGCUCAGUUGGCAGACCUGGGAAAUACCUGGGGAUGGGAGGGGGAGUAUUGCAGGAUCCAUAGCUCUGUGGCAGAGCACUUGCUUGGCUUGCAGAAGAUCCCAGGUCUGAUCCUGCGCAUCUCAACUUAUAAAACAAUCACGUACAAGUCGGUGGUGGGAGAGACCCUCUACCUGAAACCAUACAGAGGUCCUGCUGGGCAGAGUAGAAAAAAAUUACUAGCCUAGAUGGAUCAAUAGUCUGAUCUAACACUAAGCCUCCUCAUAGGUCUGAGACACAUGCAUUCACAUCGCACUGCAAAUGCUGCUGUGUGUGCAACAGCUAAGGAGUCUCGACUACAAAAUUGGUUUCGGUGGAACUUUGGCACCUAAAAUCCUAAAACACCUGUGACCCAAAUUCUCUGCAAGCAUGCCAUCUUCCUUGCUGGCCUACUCCUGGCCUUAAGAUGAAUAGAUGAUGCCCUCUUGGUAAUUCCUGUGCGGGAUGAAGUGUGUGGUGUUGAGGGUUCAGGAGAAAGCCUUUUGUAUCGAGGUGCACCCGGCCUCAACCCUAAUAUAACUUUAGGCGAUCAGUUAAGUGCACUUUUUUGGGCGGCUGGGUGGAGGAGGAGAGACCUAACUGGAUAAAUUAAUUGAUUUGUUGCUGCUGCUAUUAGCAAAUGGUUGUUGAUUUGUUAUGUAUUUGAGGGUUGUGUUAUUUUGUGGAUGUUACGCUUAGUUUUUAUCUUGUCUAGUUUUGUUGUAAACUGCCCUAUGGCUCAUAUAAGCACUCCAAAUAAAUAUUCUGAUGCCCCAAUACUGGCAAGAAGUUUAAAAAGAUAAACUUCUUUCUGAGCCUGUACAAUUCCGGCAAGGAAGCAACUCUGCCUGUAGGGUGGUAUGUGAUUCUACCAGUUCCGUUCACUUGUUUGUUUUUAGUGUAUGAAGAGAGCAGGAAAUAUUUCCAAUACCACAUAGUUUUCAGUCAACAAACAUUGCUACAAAAACGAAACAUGUCUUUUGUGUGGACCCUGGACUGGUCUCAAAAUGGUAUCAUAAUCUUCUCCAUAUUGCAGUAAUGCAAGGUGUGUGUGUGUGUGUGUGUGAUUUGGUUAAUUUCCAAAACAUAUUGACAGCUGAGAUAAAAAACCCAGCUCUUGGACAAGGUUUGUACAUUGUACCAUCCACGACACUGUGCUCCUCAAACCACUGAUUCUGUAGAAAAGCCCGUUGGUAGACCAAGUUGGUAUAGUGGCUAGAUCAGUUUCCUCCAACCUCAUGCCCUGCAGAUUAAGUCAGUCUCCUGCUCCCAUCAGCCCCUGACACCAUGGCUCAUGGUGAGGCAUGCUGGGAGUUAUGGUCCAACAACAUCUGAAAGGCACCAGGUUGUGGGGGUGGGAUUGGGACUUUGGCCUGGGUCCAAAUCUCUAGUUAGCAGCAAAGAUUACUGGGUGGCCUUCCUUGGCCAGUCACUAUCACUCAGCUUAAUCUACAUCACAGGGUUGCUGUAAGGAAGAGGACCUGUGUUCCCUGGAGGAAGUGGAGACUAUAAUCCAGCCUUUUAUUUAACAUCUUGCCUGAUAUACAAUGGCUGUGACCAGGCUGGGAUAGCAAAGUUGGUAAAGGUAAAGGGACCCCUGACUGUUAGGUCCAGUCGUGGCCGACUCUAAGGUUGUGGCGCUCAUCUCACUUUAUUGGCUGAGGGAGCCGGCCUACAGCUUCCGGGUCAUGUGGCCAGCAUGACUAAGCCGCUUCUGGCAAACCAGAUCAGCGCACGGAAAUGCCGUUUACCUUACUGUUAUUAUCAUGCAGUCAAAGUGCAAGUAGAGAAAUAGGUACCACUCUGGCAGGAAGGUAAACGGCGUUUUCGUGCGCUGCUCUGGUUCUCCAGAAGCGGCUUAGUCAUGCUGGCCACAUGACCCGGAAGCUGUCUGCGGACAAACGCCGGCUCCCUCAGCCUAUAGAGCGAGAUGAGCGCGCAACCCCAGAGUCGGUCACGACUGGACCUAAUGGUCAGGGGUCCCUUUACCUUUACCUUUUUACCUUGGGUUACAGAUGCUUCAGGUUACAGACGCUUCAGAUUACAGACUCUGCUAACCAAGAAAUAGUACCUCAGAUUCAGAACUUUGCUUCAGGAUAAGAACAGAAAUCGUGCGGCAGCAGCGGGAGGCCCCAUUAGCUAAAGUGGUACCUCAGGUUAAGAACAGUUUCAGGUUAAGAACGGACCUCCAGAACGAAUUAAGUUCUUAACCCGACAUACCACUGUAAUAAUAAUAAUUUAUUAUUUAUACCCCUGCCCAUUUGGCUGGGUUUCUCCUGCCACUCUUAAUCUCAGGGUUAUAGGUUCAAGCCCCAUGUUGGGCAGAAGACUCCUGCAUUGCAGGUGGUUGGGCAAAAUAACCUUUGGGGUCCUUUCCAACUUGACAAUUCUACGAAUCCAGAAUUGAUUAGGUGUGUGCGCGCGCAUGAGAGAGAGGCUGGGGACAGGGAUCUGUUUUCUGAGCAUACAUCCUGGUUUGCUUGCACAAAACUUACAUCGCGCCUAGUCGUUACUGAGUCCUUAUUCUGAUUUGUUUGUGGUGAGGUUACACAACAAUGCUUGUUUAUUCUGAUUUCAUCCUUUAUGUUAAUCAUUGAUUCCACACUUUUCAGUGCAUUUCACAAUCGCCACUGGAAAUAAACGAAUAUCGGGCCUUGUUGCACCAGAGCGAUAGAGCCCCUUAAUUCGCUUCAGUUGUGUAAACUUAAAUUUCUGGUGUGGAAUUGAAUCCCUCCCCCUCUGGAGUCAACUUGGGCGAGAGAGAAACUGAGACACAAUAGCGGCAAAGAGCAGGGUCUUUAUAUCAGUAGCACCAAGGCUGUGGAACAAACUUCCUUCUGUAGGUUAUAGCUCUCCCUCUCUAUUGACUUUCCAGCAAGAGUUAAAAAUAAAGUUUCCGGUCAUUUGGCCUUCAGUACAGCUAGCUAGCUAGCUUGGUUGGUUGGUGCUGUUUCUGUUGUUCCCUGUCUACAGGUUUUGUUUCUUUUGUUUUUAGGCGUGGGGAGUAAUUAGGAUGUUUUUGUACACCGAGUUUGUGUGAAGGUGGCUAACAGGUUAUUCUGAAUAAAUAAUAAUACAAUCAGAUAGUAAUGUUUGUCCUAACAACAGGGCAUCUGGCUCUAUGUGGUUUCUGUGGAUUCAGUUAAGUUUAUUUACUUAGGCAGUUUUGCUAUUUCCAAAUAAAUAAAAUUAAGAGGGGCAGGGGAGUGUACAGAAAUUGUAUAUUGCAAACCAGGUCAUUAAUUAAAAAUAUAUAGUACUGUGCUCAGUUUAAAAAUGAAGUUUAUAGUUUGUGCUGGCCAUCUGUCAUGAGAUUCCUGCAUCGCUGGGGUUGGUCUAGAUGACCCUCUGGUAACUUUUCAACUCUAUGCUUCUACCAUACUGGCAUUUCUGCUUUUACACCGUUAUUAUCCCUCCAACUCAGACUGCUGUAUAUACCCUAAAUCUCUCCUGCAUCUAGCCAACCCACCUCCAAAUUCUGCAAAAUUUUGUUCUUCAGCAAGCAGAACCAUGUAAAAAAGGAAAUAUUUGUUCUUUCUCCCAUUGAUGAUCUUGAUAUUCUUAGAGCAGAGUUUUAACCACUCUCUCAGCUCAAGAUAAUAAUAAUAAGAAAUAACGAUAUUUACAGUAAUUACCGUUCUGUGUAUAACACACUACAGUUUAGGUUGCUUCUAUGUGCUUUGUAAUAGCGGGUACCAAAUCCCUUUCAAAGAGUCAGAUAUGAAUGGCUAGGAUUGCUUUUUCUAAAAAAAACAAACUCCUGCAAGCGGGAAUGGUGUGGUUUGCAUAAGAAAAACCACACACUGGUGCUAACAAUGGGCUGGCUAAUUGCAGGAACAAUUCUAAGUAAAUGAUCCUAAAAAGGUCUUUCCUUGGCAAACAGCCUGAAAAGAGAGAGAGAAAAGAGCAGGCAGAGUCUGUGUUGACUGCUCUAAAUGCCAAACAUACAAGAGGGAUUAUCUUCCAUUAUUUACUUCCAGGGUUCUUUCUCGCUGGAAACUGCAACUGAGGUUAAAAGGAUUCAGGCUGCAGCUCAGUACAGAGAAAUCUAGUUUGGUGCAGAUGAAUGAGGCAGAGAGCAUUUUAGCACACUUUGCGCACUAAAGUGAUAUGGAAAUGAUUGGCAGUGGUGACUACAGUGAUUAUAGUAUUCGUCCUUAUUAAUAAGCAGGGUGGGUUUAUUUAAAUGGAUGGGCUGGGUCCUGACUAACAGUGCAAUCUAAGUUCUAUUCAGUUCAGUGUGGGGUGUUUAUUUACUAUAUUUCUGGGCUGCCCUUCAUCUGUCAGGAUCAUGCGGCAGUUAGCCAUUGCCCUCAUGUUGUUUUAACACAAAUACUUCAUAUUUUUUUCCGCUGUAUUUCCUCUGUUGUUGGUAUAUUCAGAGGCAUGCCCUCCCUGAUCCUAAAAAUAGUACAUUAUUAUUGUUAGUAUUACAGUGGUACCUCGGGUUAAGUACUUAAUACGUUCUGUAGGUCCGUUCUUAACCUGAAACUGUUCUUAACCUGAGGUACCACUUUAGCUAAUGGGGCCUCCCGCUGCUGCCGCACGAUUUCUGUUCUUAUUCUGAAGCAAAGUUCUUAACCUGAAGCACUGUUUCUGGGUUAGCGGAGUCUGUAACCUGAAGCGUAUGUAACCUGAAGCGUAUGUAAACCGAGGUACCACUGUAUUAGUAUUAGUAUUAGAAUUUCUAUACGGUUUUUUUUAUUUUUAAGGGGGGGGGUCUCAAUCAUGCCCCAGAAGCAUUUCCCUUCAUUAAUUUGUCUAAUCCCCUUUCAAAUCCAUCUAAGCUGGUGGCCACUGGCCACUUCUGCUUUCUUCAGAAGAUUAAUUUGGUAGUUGUGAUGUUGCACCAGACUAUGCAGGGGUGCGGGCUCAAAAAGCCCAUCUGAGCCGAUGUGUGGGUGGAUGAAAUGAAAUACUACAAAAGAUUGCUUUUAUACUUGUUUCUUGGAACAUGAGCCAGCUGUGUGUAUGGUUUAAAAAGUGUAGAUUCCGUGUUAGCGUUCUGUGUUUUAUGCUACAAUGGGUUUGUUUAAAAAGUAAAAUUAGCUCCUGAAAUGAACAAGGACACAUUCAGAAUAGUAAUUUAUAAUCUUGUUUGUGUCGUGCUACUCAUAACUAGGUUAUUCCUCUGUAAUAAACAAAAAUCAGCCCUUAUUUUCUUAUGGGGGACACAAGAGCCCUUAUAGAGUCCUUUGUAGGUUCUCCACUGGUUGGAGAAAAUAACAGAGGCCAACCAGAGAAUAUAGAAAAGCAAAGCAGCUAGUAAGCCUGAUCUUUAUUGAUCUGUUGCAACAGGGUGCUCCCUUCACAUGCAGGAAAGGAGGAGGACCCAGAACAAAGGUGUGCCCGCCCUUAUAUAGACAUUUUAAAUUGCCCGCCCAGGAGUCCAAGACCACCCCCAGAAACAUCAUACAUACAUCACAGAAAGGGUGGUCUACAACAGAAAUCUGAGUGCGUUGUUUAUCUCCUGUCUGGCAGAUUACCUGUUAAUGGUCCCUUGAUUGGAUUACUUGGGGAGCCUGGCCAGUCUUUUGUAAUGAUAAAUACUUAGUUCCUGAGCCAGGUCACAGGCUCACCCUAUUCAUACACAGACAUACCCUUAAGACAGGAUUUGUGAACAAAAAGACAAUGGGAAGGCUUUUCCAUUUUCCAUCGACCUUGCAGAGAAAUAUUUGAGGUCAAUUUGGGAGGGACAAAAUGGUUUCAGGCCUUUUUCUGUGGGGUUCCAGACAUGUGGCCUAUAUAUGCAGUUAUGAACAUUUAUUUUUUAUAUCUAAAAGACCUUAAUUUUUUUUAUUUCACCACAUGUGAGAUUUUGACAUAGAAAAGUGUAGAAUGAGCCCAAAAUUCAGAGUGGGUUGGUUGUAGCUGACCUAGCUCUGCAGCCUUGGCCUAGCUCUGAGGCAGGUUUGGUUUAGGUGUGGACAAGGAUUGGAAAGUCCAGGAACAUGGGUAUGGGGAGGGACUUGGGAGUCAGGCACCAGAUCAAGCAGUUAUGGAGCAAAGGGUCACGGGGCAGGCGCAGAGAGCCAUGCAGAAGGCUCUGGGGUAGCAGCAGAGGGUUGGAGAGGCCAAUAGCCGCUGUCAGGUCAAAGGCAAAGUGGACAGCCCAGGAUCCACCAUCUGAGGUAGCAGUCAGGAAGCAAGAGAAAUAGGGGAGAGUCUUUGAACUCAAGACAAGUUGCUCAAGUUUGGCUUGUUGUGUCUUGAUGCCUUUUAAUGUCAGCUGACUCUCUUCAGGCUUGAAUUGCAGCCUAGACGGCAUCCAUUUAUCCCAGGCAACCCCAAACUCGGCCCUCCAGAUAUUUUGGGACUACAAUUCCCAUCAUCCCUGACCACUGGUCUUGUUAGCUAGGGAUGAUGGGAGUUGUAGUCCCAACACAUCUGGAGGGGUGGGUUUGGGGGUGCCUGGUUUAUCCCAAACUAAGGCCUAGUCUGCCCAACUUCUUGCAGGUUUUGUUGGAGUGCUGGGGAUCCUUCUCCACAGCCCUUUUAACGGCUCCAAUGUGGUAGAUUACCCUCUCUCAUCUCUUGGUCAUUCUCUGGCAUGACAAAGAGCCAGGAGACCAGAAAUCGGCUUUCUGACCUGCCUCAGUGGAUGGCUGAAAAUCUACAGCAGUCAGUAUUUCACAUGUAAAUUGUUGACAGUGUAAAUUUUUGUGUGUGAAAAAGUGCAACAUAAAUGUUGACAGUUGCAUAAAUAUUAUAUUCAGCAUUCGCUUAUGAAUGUCUACAAAGCAAAUCAGGAUCGUCAGCAUUCAGAUACAGUCACCAAAUUGCUUAAUAUGGAUGCUUGUGUAAGAUAAUGUUUGCUGAUAUCUGUUGGGUGUAUAAAAUAUUGUAUUACGUUGGUGAGAUGUCCCUGAGCACUUGUUCCCUAGUGAUAUGUAUGUGGAUUCUAACAUGCAGUUUCAAAGUCUUUCCCCAACCCCAUUGUUUUUCCUUUUAUUGGAAAACACAGUCACAAAUAUAUUGAAUUCCAGGAAUGUUUCAGCCUUACUGCCCUUGGGAGACAAGCCUUCUAUAUAUCCCAGUUGGGAUUCAGGCCUCAUCAUGGGACUGAAACUGCCUUGGUCGCACUGGUCGAUGAUCUCUGGCGGGCUAGGGACAAAGGUGAGAGCUGUUUCAUAGUUCUGCUGGAUCUCUCAGUGGCGUUUGAUACAAUCGACCAUAACAUCCUUCUGGACCGUCUAGAGGGGUUGGGAGCUGGGGGCACUGUCAUACAGUGGUUCCGCUCCUUCCUCCUGGGCCGUGUUCAGAAAGUGGUGGUGGGGGAUGAGUGUUCAGACCCCUGGGCUCUCACUUGUGGGGUGCCUCAGGGUUCUGUCCUCUCCCCCAUGCUUUUCAACAUCUACAUGCAGCCUCUGGGAGAGAUCAUCAGGGGGUUUGGGCUGGGUGACCAUCAAUAUGCAGAUGAUACCCAGCUCUACCUCUCUUUUAAAUCAGAACCAGUGAAGGCGGUGAAGGUCCUGUGUGAGUGUCUGGAGGUGGUUGGAGGAUGGAUGGCAGCUAACAGAUUGAGGUUGAAUCCUGACAAGACGGAAGUACUGUUUUUGGGGGACAGGAGGCGGGCGGGUGUGGAGAACUCCCUGGUCCUGAAUGGGCUAACUGUGCCCCUGAAGGACCAGGUGCGCAGCCUGGGAGUCAUUCUGGACUCACAGCUGUCCAUGGAGGUACAGGGCAGUUCUGUGUCCAGGGCGGCUGUCUACCAGCUCCAUCUGGUACGCAGGCUGAGACCCUAUCUGCCCACGGACUGCCUCGCCAGAGUAGUGCAUGCUAUGGUUAUCUCCCGCUUGGACUACUGCAAUGCUGUCUAUGUGGGGCUACCUUUGAAAGUGACCCGGAAACUACAACUAAUCCAGAAUGUGGCAGCUAGACUGGUGACUGGGAGUGGCUGCCGAGACCACAUAACACCGGUCUUGAAAGACCUACAUUGGCUCCCAGUACGUUUCCGAGCACAAUUCAAAGUGUUGGUGCUGACCUUUAAAGCCCUAAAUGGCCUCGGUCCAGUAUAUCUGAAGGAGCAUCUCCAUUCCCAUCAUUCUACCUGGACACUGAGGUCCAGCGCCGAGGGCCUUCUGGCAGUUCCCUCACUGCGAGAAGCCAAGUUACAGGGAACCAGGCAGAAGGCCUUCUCAGUAGUGGCGCCCGCCCUGUGGAACGCCCUCCCACCAGAUGUCAAAGAGAACAGCAAACUUUUAGAAGACAUCUGAAGGCAUCCCUGUUUAGGGAAGCUUUUAAUGUUUGAUGUAUUACUGUAUUUUAAUAUUUGGUUGGAAGCCGCCCAGAGUGGCUGGGGAAGCCCAGCCAGAUGGGCAGGGUAUAAAGUAUAAAUUAUAAAUUAUUAUGAUUAUGAUUAUGGCUGGGACACAUCUGGAGACUUAGCAUACCUGGGGUGGACACAUGGCAGGUUAUUUAGGUGCAGUGGCUCACUAAAUGGCUUGGACAAUUAGUUGUCUGUAUGUGUGCCUUUACAUAUAGUGGCUUGGGGUUAGCUAGCAUAAGGAAGCUCAUGGAAAUAAAGUUUCCCAUGUCCUCCUCUCUCCAUCACUACAUCUGACUUUGUUCAGGGCCAAGUAACCCUCCAGAGCAGGGGUCAGCAACCUUUUCCAGCCGUGGGCCGGUCCACUGUCCCUCAGACCAUGUGGUGGGCAGGACUAUAUUUUUUGAGGGGGGGAGAUGAACGAAUUCUUAUGCCCCACAAAUAACCCAGAGAUGCAUUUGAAAUAAAAGCACACAUUCUACUCAUGUAAAAACACGCUGAUUCCCGGACCGUCUGCUGGCCGGAUUGAGAAGGCGAUUAGGCCGCAUCCAGCCCAAAGGCCUUAGGUUGCCUACCCCUGCUCCAGAGAGAUCAUAGGAAGAUGCAGUCAGCUACAAAGGGAUGGGAAACUUUUCUCAAGGGCACCAUGAUCAGCCAAUGUAACCCAGCUAGUUUUGCCAUGACUUGAUGAUUAUUGUCUUGUGGUAACAUAGAGGCAGGAUUUUCACUGGUGACACCAGUGUUGUGGAAUGCUUUCUCUCUUGAAACAGGAGAGGCCCCAUCUGUGUUGGCAUUCUUCCGGCUCCUUGAAGGCUCACCUGUUUAGGCAAGCAUUCCCCUGAACUGAACUUGUGGUUUUAUUGUUUUAACUGUUUUAAUUGUUGUAUUAAUUCCAUAUCGUAUUAUUCCAGAUAGCUUGGUCCCACCCCCAACCUAAAUCCUGCCUUCGCCCAUGAUUCCUACAUUACAAGUCUACAUAGCUUUUGUAAGAUAUUUCCAACAUGCUUAUCUGAGUUUGAUGAAGUUGGUUGAUUUGGCUGAAUACAUAGGGAUGAGAUACUGAGAUCAGCUGCAUCAAACCAACUUGCUUCUUUGUUCAGCUGUGGUGUGUUUCCAAACCAGCUAACACCUACAUUGUGUCUAGGAGAGUAAGGCGUGUUAAUGUUAGCUGCCCCGAGGCCAUAGGAGAGCCGUCUUCUCCUAUCCAGGGUGCAAUUCUGAUUAAAAGGAUGUGAGUCAGCUUGAGCUGGAUUUACGGCUGUCUCUCCAGAUGCUAAGGCUGGCCUCCUUCCCCAUAAUUCCCAGCUUAAGAAACAAUGCUAUAAUAAAACUCUUGCCCCCUUUCAUCAAAUGAUUAAAGAAUAAAAGGGAGGGGUUUUGCGAUUUGAGAGACUGGGGAGAAGGGAGAGGGAAGCAGUCUUAGAAGGCAAGAAACUCAUUUGUAUUCAUUUCCUACUCUGCGUCUGAUACAAGAAUCCCAAAUUCUGUGCAUGCUCACGCACACAUACAUUUUGGUGAGAUGUAAUGUGCCACUUCAAUAGUUUGCGCACCCAGACUCCACUGAGAUAAGCUGCUUUCCUGCUGCAAUUUUUUAUUUUUUGUCAGUAGAAUCAGAUUUGUGAGGGGUUUCCAGGCUGAUUUGCUUGCUGUACUCGCUUAAUCCGUGAUCAGUUGAUCGCUCACUUGACUACUGGAUUACAUGGCUUGAUUGCUUUUUGACUCUCAGCAAAAUGUAUUGUUACAAAAGUAAUGUGACGCCCCCAUGUUCUGCAAGAUUCCUGGGGGUUCCAGGCACUCACUACAGGGUCCUUUGGAGAACUGAGACAUGGCGGAUAAUGUCAUAGCUUUAAGAAAUAUGGUUUAUUCACCUAUUUAUGCCUUCAGUCUGCCUGCAGGGAGUGCAGAUCUUACAGCAUGUUCAUUGCAGGAGGGGUUUGUCCCCCACAGCAGUGCAGCCUUCAGCCAGCCUGCCCAAGAUGGAUCCCAGUCUUUCUUAUUCCUUCUUCCCAGAACACCCUGCUAAAAACUCUCUUUCAAAGCCAUUGUUAUCUCUUUCAUACAAACCAAGGAAUGUUGUCUGUGCAAUUUCAUUCUAGGGUUCUAAACUUAUAUGGUUACUGCAGUAGAUAAUGAAAUCAAGAGAGGGACAUAUUCCACUGGGACUGCCAUAAAUUCAGCAGUCUGAAUUUAAAUAUUACGGUGUCGUAAGACAAAUCGGGCGUGUUUUCUCUUAUAUAAAUUGUCAACUUGCUGAAAUAGAGAGUUUAUAUCCAAAAAAUAAAGCAAAGAUCACAUUCAUGAAUGGCACUGUGAAUGGCUUUUUUCACUAAUGCUUUUUAAAAAGUGUUAAAUUAGUUAAAAUAGCAUGUAAAACAGGGAAUGGGCAAUAUUAAUUCAAAACAAUAGUUUCUGGAAAUUAAAUUUCCUUGUGCAGAUGCAGGCAAUAUAUCCAUAUAAUCAGUUAUUCUUGUGACAGUGGCCUCUGGAUAGUAUAAAUGUCCAGCAUGUUAUUUUACAGGCUGUUGUCCAGAUUUAAAGUUUAUGAACAAGAACAUACCUUAGAUACCUAAUUGUACUGCAGUAAGAGGUGUAUGUGCAUCAUAUAUGUCUGUGUGGUAUUUUGGACAUAAUAGGAAACUUGAAUGCUCCUCCGUCCUCUCCUCGUACCUUACUGUGAGGAGAUCAGAAGCUUCCACUUCUCCAUUGAAGCAAACCACAGUUCCUUGAGUUCAAAUGUACAGGGAGCUAUGGUUUGUUAGACCAAAUCCAGAUUAAAUCACGGUUUUACAUCUUGGCUUGUCCUGAACCAUAUUUUAAACAAGGGAUUGGAGUUAUGUUGGACUCCAACUCCCAUCAGCCCCAUCCAGCAUGGCCAAUGAUAAGAGAUUAUGGUAAUUGUAGUCCAACAACACUGAAGGGCCACAGGUUCCUCAGAUCCCUAGACUGAGAUACUCUGGAUUGUUUAAAAACAGAAGUUGCUGAUCUCCUUGUGGGCACAAAAGAGGGGAAGGUUGGAGGCUGUGGAUAAGCCUGAGACUUGUUCAUGUAAUGGGAAACCCUGGUUUCCUACUGCAUCUGAAUUGACACAAUGUCUGUUUUGAUCAAAAAAUUCUGAAACCAACCAAAAGCACUUUGCUUGCUUGCAGUAAUAAUGAUGUAGUUUUAAUAUGUUACUUGUGGACGUAAAGUUCAAAUUCUAAGCCCACCCAAGUCCUAAUCCAAGGCUGUGAUAGCUUGGGAACUAAGCCAUUAGCAAUCAGAAGAGCAGUGAGUCACUUGGCUUCAAAAACUCCAUUGUAAUUCUAGAGCAGCUCAACCACUGACCAGUGAUGUGAGUUUUCCUUGAAAAUUUAGAAUUGGAAAAUACUGGGAGCUGCCAAUAAAUUAAUGACCAUUUCUCUAUCAUCUAUUAAGUCUUUGAACGCUUGCCACUAUGGCUUGGGUGCUCACCCGCUCUGUGACUUCCCUCUUACAGUUCUGUGGCAAGGUUGUGUUGUUUGCAGUAAAAUGUGUUUCUGCAUGCAGCCUUUUAUGUAGACAGACAUCUGAAAUGAUUCACUGAGAAGUAUGUAUACAACGGAUGUCUUUGUUGGGGGCUGUGAAACAACGCUUAAACAUGAUUCAGAAACCACAAGUGUGAAUUACUUUAGGAAAAGUGUUGGGGUAUUUAAAAAAAAACACGUGACUAGUUCAUGGAUAAAUAUUUUUUUCUUUUUCUUUUCUCAUAGGCCUCCCAUCCAUUUGCUACACUUCCAGUACUCCUGCCCAGAUACUGGAAGAAACUGGCUGUCUUUACACGGAUCCUCAGCUGUUUGGCAGCAGGCGGGAUGGUUCACCGUUAAUGAUAGACUUUGUCAGCGAUACUGAAAGUAAGUUCUUGGUGCUUGUAAAAAACCCUGCUUUCUAGCUGCUUUUGCCAAUUGAGUUUCACACUGGUUUGUUUUGUUUUUUUGGACAAAUGGCUUUCUUCAGAUCCUUGUUGACGUUGAGCCUUGCAAGUGGAUCAUUAUACAAGGGAAAUGGGACCCAGGUGCAGGACAGAGAGGGCACUUAGGUUUAAUCAGAAGCAAUUUGGUCCCUGAAGAGCAGAGGUGGGGAGUCCCCAGACCACAGCCCAAAUUUAAACCACCAAGCUGCAGCAUCUGGACAGAGGUCUCAUCAGUCCGCACCCCCGUCAAAUGAUGCUCUUGCAUCCCUCUUCCCUUGCACCUCCCUGUUUAGUACUGGCCUUACUCCUUGAUCAACAAUUGAAAUUCACCAGGCCCAUUUUGCAGCUGGCUAUCGUCUACUUGAGACCAAGUGAAGAUGCCCAGGCGCCAGGACGGCGCUUGACGUCUCCAACAUCUGGAGGUGCAUGACUGGGGAUCAUUGGAUCUGUUUUCACACGCUUGCAACACAUCCUGUAGAUUUCUAUCCGUUCUGUUUCAUCUGAAUUUCAGGAGCCCAAAGGUUGUGUUGAAAAAUAUGACUUUAGAGCUGUCUGGCCCCAAAAUGACAACAAGGCAUUCCAUUUUGGCAACUGUAACCCUGGUUUAAGGAGCAAUUUGGCACUUAGCUUAUACAGUCAUACCUUGGGUUGAAUAUGCUUCAUGUUGAGCGUGUCCGUGUUGCGCUCCGCGGCAACCCGGAAGUAACAGAGCGCAUUACUUCUGGGUUUCGCCACUCGCGCAUGCGCAGACGCUCAAAAUGACGCCAUGCGCAUGCGCGGAAGCGACGAAAAGCGACGCGUGCGUGCACAGAUGUGCCAUCACUAGUUACGUUUGCUUCUGGAUGCAAACAGGGCUCCGGAACGGAUCCCAUUCGCAUCCCGAGGUACCACUGUAUAUCUGAAUUUCUAACGCUGCACCUGACAUUUGGCUGAGUUAUGAACUCAGGUUGGCAGUAGGAUAAUUGAUGGAGGAAAAGGCCAUGCAGGAUUUCUCCGUCUUCCUCAUUCAAAAUAAUCCAACCUUUCCCUUUUUUGUGUGUCUCUUUUCUUUCUCUGCCUGCCAUCUUUUCUCUUGCUUCAGCUGAAGACCCCCCUUGCAACUUCCACCCCCCGAGCUUCCUCCAGGUUUCAGAGGUGGAAAUGAGAGGUUCGGAGGACGUUGCCCCUGGCACUGUGUUACAGCGGUUGAUCCAGGAGCUGCGCUAUGGCAACCCGAGCGAGAACAUGAACCUGCUGGCCAUCCAGCCCCAGGCCACAGGGAGCGCGGGACCAUCCAACCCCACUGCCAGCACGCUGCUUUCUUCUUCUUCCACGGAAAACCUGGUGCCCGAAGACCCACAAAUGGUCCAGCAGUCGGCGCGGCAGGAACCACAAGGCCAGGAGCACCAAGGGGACAGCACUGCGAUGGAGAAGCAGCCCAGGGGCGCCCAGCCUCAGCAGAACAACGAAGAGCUGCCGACUUACGAAGAGGCCAAAGCCCAGUCUCAGUUUUUCAGGGGCCAGCAGCCCAGCAGCGCCGCCGGGGCAGGUUUUUACAUGGCUGGAACCUCCUGCCCGAAAUCCAGAACGGAAGGGAGGCCAACGUUGGCUCGAGCCAACAGCGGACAGGCGCACAAAGACGAGGCGCUCAAGGAACUGAAGCAAGGCCACGUGCGGUACCUUAGCGAGAGGAUCAUGCAGCUGUCGCUGGAGAGGAACGGCACAAAACAGCAUCCACCUGCCUUGGGGAGAAGCAAAGGAUUCAAAGCGGGAGGGCCGUCCCCUCCUCAGUCCACCAGCAAAGGUGUGGAUCCAAGGGGCCCGCCGCCGGACUACCCGUACAAAAGCAAGCAGGUGGUCUCUCCGGUGAGCAAAGCUCAGGAGCACGGGAUGUUUUUUAACGACCAGCAUUCUGGAGUCAUCCAGGAAGUGGUGAUGCCCUCCUAUUCAGCGCCCCAGGCAGUGAGGAGCGAAGUAGCUGUUGUCCGUUAUCAGCCUCCCCCAGAGUAUAGCCUGACUAGGUAAUGUUGAACUCCUUGCCAUCUUAUUGCCUUCCUUUCAAUCUUUUGGCGGAGGUUUUGCUUUUUUUCUAAAGUUAAGUAAGACUCCAGACUCAGGGUGGUUUUCAAUAGGGCUGGGAGGUAUAUUGAUAUAUCCAUAUCCAUAUCAUGACAGUGGUUUCAUAAUUUUGGACCUGGCAAUAUAUUGCAAAUCAUGAUGUGUGUUAGGGCUGGGUGGCAUAUCAUCUAAAACUGGUUUGAAGCCCAUUUCACGAUAGCAGUUUCAUAAUUUUUGACCUGCAAAUCAUGAUGCAUGUGCGUGUGUGCAUGCAUUGCAAAAAUCAUGAUGCGGGAAAAGCCAUGAAGCCAGCCAGUGCUUUUACAUAGCUCCAUAUUUAUUUCAGACGUUGUGAUAUUUCAGUACAGUUGUACCUUAGUUUUUGAACAGCUUAGUUCUCGAAUGUUUUGGCUCCCGAACACCGCAAACCUGGAAGUGACUCUUCCGGUUUGCGAACUAUUUUUGGAAGCCGAACGUCUGAUGGGGCUUCUGCAGCUUUCAAUUGGCUGCAGUAGCUUCCUGCAGCCUAUCAGAAGCUGCGCUUUGGUUUCCGAACGUUUUGGAAGUCAAACGGACUUCCAGAACGGAUUCCAUUCAACUUCCAAGGUACAACUGUAUAUCACAAUGUUUAGCUAGUGAUACACUGCGAUGUUGAAAACCGAAUGUCGCCCAGCCCUGGUAUUCAGUUACACAGUAGUGCAACAACUCUUAACGACUGUACAUAGCAUAAUCUCCUCACCUACUUCUCUCCCCACAUGAACCCUAAAUGUGCUCCAGGGGUUCCCUCCACAUUUUGGAGCAGAUUUAGGCAGGUUGCAGGGAGAGGAGCAGGUGGGCAAGUUACAUUGUCCAGCUCAAAGCCAUUGGUUCUAGAAUAAUACCACCCCAAAGGGCAAAACAAACCUUUUGUGUACUGCUUGUGUACUUUGUAGACGUGCAGCAGGAGUGUGGUGCUUAUUCCUCUUCUUGCAUGAUUUCCCUCCCUACUCCUCCCCACCACCACAAUCCUAUCUCUGAGUAUCUUCUCUCUACUUGAUGUGGUGAACAUGCAACUGGGACCCAGAGGAGUUAGAAUCCCAGGAGAGAAGCAGUGGGCAAAGGGGUGGGAAUUGCUUCUCCCUUCUGAUUUACCUCUGCAACACGAUGCCUUCCUCCUGCUGUCUUUCUAAUGGGAAAAGCGUUGGGUAUAUUUGUAGGCCACACUCCCAGGUUCCAGUGGGGGCAAUGGGCAGUAAGCUUUGUGCGCUGAGUUUUUGGAUCAGGUUCAUAGUGCUUUGCAGCAAUACGUUUCCUGAAAUGGCAACCUGGGACACAGCCCCUCAUGGCUCCUUGGCUGCUGGUGUUGUGUUCCUGAAGCGUUUGCAUUCCAUCUGAUCAGCACAUGUUUUGAGUCUCAGGCAACAACAUACGGAGAGUUGGGUGUGUGUUUUUCCAGCCAGAAAAGCACGGCUUUCAAGAGAAAUGUGAAAAGCCCUCUUUAUGUAAGCGAGGUAGCGACAAGGGAAUGAGGAAAAGGAAAGGAAAAACAGGGUCAGCUUCGGGUUACAGUCUCAGGAAGUUGUAAGAGGAUUCCAUCUGCAAGUCUCCUUUCAGACGGAGGAUUUUCCAGGUGUCAGGCACAUGGAUGCCGUGCGCCUCACGCUCCAGUCUCAAGCCAUGUGUGCUGAAUGGGACAUCUCCUUCGGUUGUGUAAAGACCAAACCAGACACGACGUCAGGAAAUCUGUAAUCAGAUUUCCUGAAUGUGUGUGCUUUUAAGAUAAAAGCGCCAUAGCCCAGUGGUCAAGCACAUGCUCUUCAUGCAGAUAUCUCCAUGGCACCCCCAGUUAGAAGGAUAAAGUACAUUGGUACCUCGGGUUAAGUACUUAAUUUGUUCCGGAGGUCCGUACUUAACCUGAAACUGUUCUUAGCCUGAAGCACCACUUUAGCUAAUGGGGCCUCCUGCUGCUGCCGCGCCGCCGGAGCAUGAUUUCUGUUCUCAUCCUGAAGCAAAGUUCUUAACCUGAAGCACUAUUUCUGGGUUAGCGGAGUCUGUAACCUGAAGCGUAUGUAACCCGAGGUACCACUGUAGCUGGGUCAGGUGUGGGACGCUUUGGCCCACAAAAUAUUGCUGGCUUGGAAGUCCCAUCAGCCUCAACAAGCAUGGACAGGGAUGAUGGGAGUUGUAGUUCAGCAAAAUCUGGAGGGCCAAAGGUUCCUCACACCAAAUGGUAGUAGAUCAAGGGCUCUUUUUUUCUUCAGCUGGAACUCAGUUCUGGCACCUCUGAGAGAAUGAGGGAGGUGUUCAUGGUCAGUUCCGGCACCUCUUCCCCCCCAGAAAAAUAGCACUGAGUGUAGUCUUCUCUGCCUGACUUACUAGAGAGUCUCUGUUUGUCAGAGAAGUCAAUACUGGGCUGGUGGGAAAAAUUAUCUGACCUAGAAUAAAACAACUUCCUAUAUUUUGGGUGGGAGGGGGGUAGGUCUAUUAGUAGCAUCCGGAGGUGAUUUAUAUCAGGAAAUUUAUAUCAGGUGAUUUAUAUCAAAUCACCACUAGCCUGUCUCUGCAGCUGCUAUCUGAUUCAAGGACCUCCACAGCUGUUUUGACCUACAAGGGGUGCCAGUCAACGCGGGGGAAAGCAGUAUGACACUGAACCUUGCGUGAUUUCCAUUCAGCUGCUCACCUAGGUGAACUGGCAGCUCACCCUAGGCAAGCAGCAAAUGGCAAUGGAGGAUUAUAUUAAAAAAAGAAAACCUUUACAAUGGAAAUGCUGCUUCUUACUUGGUUCAGGGUUAGUUGUUUAAAAAUAAGCUGUUGAAUGAGACUGGCUAUUUGCUGGAUGUCUUUUUGCUGGCGAGAGAGACUGGCUAUUUGCUGGUGGGGAGAGUUAGGUCUUUCUAAAAUGGGUUGGCUUGUUAUGGUGAGGUGUGUCAGUCGCCUUGUACGGACAGGCUGAGACUCUGCACUUAGCAGUUUAUAUAUACAAUCUGAGGGAAAGGCUUCAAAGGCAGAUCUGGGACAAAUGUGGUUUGUAAACAGGGGAAGAGGCACUACUCAUCCCGAAGAGGAACAUGUUUAACAGCUGCACAUCUAAAGGAGCAAUACAAACCUCAAAGAAAGGUUCGCUGGCAUGUUCGCAUGAGGCCAUGACUAUUUCAGCCCAACCUAUGCAGAACACAGUCCCCUAUUUAGUGCAGAGCACAAGGCCGGGUUCCGUUCUUCUAGCUAGGAGCAGGACUGGGCUUGCUUGUGUUUCCACAUGAUUGCAGAUAAAGUGGCUGCAUGCACAGUUAUACCUUUAAAAGAUAUUUGAAGCACAUAUCCCCAUCAGAGAAUUAUGGGCACUUUGGUUUGCUGGGAAUUUUAACUCUAUGAGGUGUAAACUACAGUGCCCAGAAUCCUUUGAGGCAAAGAAUGUCCUUCAAAUGUGUUUUAAAGGUAUACUGUGUACUCAACCACAUGUUGUGGAAUUUAGUUCCCUCAGCGUUCUUAAAAAAACCCACCCCCAAAAAAACCCACCAUUUGCUGCCUGUUGUUGCAGAGACAGGCUUGAAAAUAGUUUGGCAAAUUCCCGCUGAAAUUUCAGCUGCCAGACAAAUUUUGCUGAAUAAGCUUUCCUAGUGGUCAGUAAGAUUUCCCAGAAUUCAGUAUUUCUGGAUAGAGAACUUGAGAGAAAGUCGCCUCCUGCUCUUUUGCGUUCCCUCCCUUGUCUGCAACUAACACCUUUCCCCAUAUUUGUCCCAUGCUGACCUCUCCCUUUCCUUACCCUCUGCUUUGUUGUCUCUCCAACUACUGGAAGAUGGAUUGUAAAGUCCUUGGGGCAGAGACGUUUCCUUAAAAAAACAAAGUUACUCCGUACAUACUUAGUGCUAUAAAGGUGUCGAGUUAAAUCGGUAACUAAUAUUAUUAUAACUGGUGGGGCUUGCAACAAAAUGCUGCAGCAUGGAGUGCUCCCAUCCACUACUUCCACCCUUUCCCAUCCCUUGCCCCCAACAGAAUCCUGGGGACGCCCAGCAUGCUCAGUCUUCAUUGGGCUGUUCUCUCCUCCCCGCCCCUCAGAAUUCCUUUUGAACCUCUUUAAAAGUCUGCUGAUACCUCCCUCUUGUGUGCAGGUGGUACUGUUUUGGCUACAUAAAAAUCCACACUUGGGGAAAGUGUUUCACUGUUCAUGAAUGGGAUAAAGGUAAAGGUAAAGGGACCCCUGACUAUUAGGUCCAGUCAUGGACGACUCUGGGGUUGUGGUGCUCAUCUCGCUUUACUGGCCGAGGGAGUCGGCGUACAGCUUCUGGGUCAUGUGGCCAGCAUGACUAAGCCGCUUCUGGCGAACCAGAGCAGCGCACGGAAAUGCCAUUUACCUUCCCACUGGAGCGGUGCCUAUUUAUCUACUUGCACUGCAUACUUUCGAAUUGCUAGGUUGGCAGGAGCAGGGACCUAGUAACGGGAGCUCACCCCGCUGUGGGGAUUCGAACCACCGACCUUCUGAUCGGCAAGCCCUAGGCUCUGUGGUUUAACCCACAGCGCCACCUGCGUCCCAUUCAUGUAUGGGAUACUAAGCACCAAUAAGCAGUCACUUCUGGCAGACUGACUGCUCACACUGCCGAUGAUCCGAUUAAUCUGUUCCCACCACUCAUCUGUUUCCCCCUCCCAUACAGCCGUCAGUGCCAGUCAUCUUUUCCAUCCCUGCAACAGCAGCACAGCCCGAUGUCCUCCCAGGCCUCCUCUCUUACUGGCCCACUGCACUCUGCCUCUUUGCCGCCCCUCUCGAUGACCAUGGCAUCUCAGUCCCUUCCUGCAACUCCGCCGAGCCAGCAGCAGGAGCUGCCGCUCCCACCAGAUGCCUUCACUAUAGUCCAGCGAGCCCAGCAGAUGGUGGAGAUGCUCUCCGACGACAACGAGGCCCUGCAGAAGGAGCUGGAGGGCUACUAUGAGAAAGCAGAUAAACUCCAGAAGGUGCGUGGUGUGGUUGAGUGGGACUGGGCUUUGCGUCUUGAUCCUCUUGGGUGACACAAGAAAAGUGUCCUGCGCCACUUGCUGAUUGGGAUGAACAGCACUGCCUGGUUUGGUCCAGAAUAUGAUAAAUUUAGGGACACGUCUAAAUUGGAACUUACAUAGUGCAGCGGUGUGGGACCCAGUAAAGGUACAAUUCAAUAGCAUGGUCUGAAGGCACAUGAAGCUGCUACCUAAGUAGGUCCAGGUCUGGUCAGUGCUUGGAUGGGAGACUGCAUGGGAACCAUGUGAGUGCUGCUUUGCAUUCCAUGAUGGAAGGAAAGUGGGAUAUUUCACUGCGUAUACUGCUUUGAUGUCCCUUGCAGGACAGCCUUGGGAGAAGAAACAGCUAAGGAGCACUUAAGGCAGUUGGGUGGUGUCUUGUAUAGCUCCUGCAGCCAAGCUGGUGCCAAACGGAUUGCUCUGUUUUCCUUUAGACCACAUCAGCGAGGCCGAGAGGGGGUCUUGUUGUCUGGGCAGCCCAGGACCUCUAGACACACUGCCCAGGCUUGCAGCUCAGAGAGGUCAUUUCGGUGCAGCCCAUAACACCAAUAGGUAUUUGCAUGCCUAGCAACAACAAAAUAGGUAAAGGUAAAGGGACCCCUGACCAUUAAGUUCAGUUGUGGCUGACUCGGGUUGCGGCGCUCAUCUCGCUUUAUUGGCCGAGGGAGCCGGCGUACAGCUUCCGGGUCAUGUGGCCAGCAUGACUAAGCCGCUUCUGGCGAACCAGUGCAGCGCACGGAAACACCGUUUACCUUCCCGCCGGAGCGGUACCUAUUUAUCUACUUGCACUUUGAUGUGCUUUCGAACUGCUAGGUUGGCAGGAGCAGGGACCGAGCAACGGGAGCUCACCCCGUCGCGGGGAUUCGAACCGCCGACCUUCUGGUCAGCAAGUCCUAGGCUCAGUGGUUUAACCCAAAGCGCCACCUGCUUCCCCAAAAAGUGAAUAGUGGUAUAUAAAUACUGGAUAAUAUGAUGUGAUGUAAGUUGGGGGAACUGCUUGACUUGGUAGAAUUCCCAUGACCAGCAAUGGCUCUCCAUAGAGUUGCUGAGAAUUUAAACCUGGGUCUGCCUGCUGGAUAGCAUGAGCUGUACCACUGAGCUGCGUCCUCUUCCAUUGCUGUAGUCACUUUCUUCUGUGAUGGCUGGGGAGCUGGUUUCCUUCAGCUGCAGUAGGAUUAUUAAUGCCUGUGGAGGAAUUGUAUUUUUGGCAUCAUUGUAGGAGAAUUCUUCCUGCGGCACAGUGCUAGUGUGAAAGUUGGCACACACUUCUGGCCACUGCACAAACCUCUCUUUCAAAAGUUUCGAGUCAAUGAUUGACAUGCAUCGCUGCCCAGCUUUUAAUGGAAAGUUGUAUGCUCUCCCUUAUUCUCUCUCACUCUCUCUCUCUCCUCCAAACUUUUCAGUUUGAAAUAGAAAUUCAGAGGAUUUCAGAAGCCUAUGAGGACUUGGUGAAGACCACCACCAAGAGGGAAUCGCUGGACAAGGCCAUGCGUAACAAGCUGGAAAGUGAAAUCCGGCGUCUCCAUGAUUUCAACAGGGCCUUACGUGGUAUGUUCUUUUUACGAAAGGUCUUUUCAUUCCCCUCCCAUUGCAUUUCUGUUUCGUUCCUGAACUAUCAAAUUCCAGAUGGCCACGUCAAAGAUUCUAACCGAGCAAACUGUUUUCCUGUAACAACGUUUAGAGGUUAUUGUUGGUAGAGCCAUUAAAAAAGACCGUAUUUUUCGCUCUAUAAGAUGCAUUUUUCCCUCCUAAAAAGUAGGGGGAAAUGUUUGUGCGUCUUAUGGAGCGAAUGCAGGCUGUGCAGCUAUCCCAGAAGCCAGAACAGCAAGAGGGAUCGCUGCUUUCACUGCGCAGCGAUCCCUCUUGCUGUUCUGACUUCACUUUGCUGGAGAGGCGCUGCACACCUUUCCCUCUUUGUGCGGCGCUCCUUCAGCGAAGCGGCAGGAGAAACAGAGCCCCUUCCGUUUCUCCUCCCGCUUUGCUGGAGAGGCGCUGCGCAGAGAGGGAGAGAAUAUUUUUUUGCUUGUUCUCCUCCUCUAAAACUAGGUGCGUCUUAUAGAGCGAAAAAUACAGUAUAUAUAUAUUCCUGGACCUGGUUGAAAAAUUGUACUUAAGUCUCUCUCCCUGCCCACCUUAAAUUAUGUGGAAUGGGGUGCCCUCAAUGGCUGCCGCAACCCUGCUUCAGACACAAUGCCUAACCACAGUUUACUGCCACACUACAGGAACAAGCCUGAGCAAGCCUUGCACUCUUUGUACAGCCACGAGAUUGAAAAUCUUUGCUCCCGUUUUCAGUUGACUUCAGUUGUCUGCUGUUUUAUUGAAACUGAGAACUCUGGUUUCCCCAGGCGGCUGCCCCAUCCCCUCCUUACUCACAUCAGCCUCAGCUAGCAUGCCGGUGCUGAGCAGUGAUGGGCUGUCAUUGUCGAAGAACAUCUGGUGGGCAACAGAGUGGGGAAAUACAGAUUAAGGAAACAAGCCAGGAUUGUAAACCAGGUGUUUCUGGACCUUCUGUUGGUCCUCCUUGGCUUUAUAGAUCACUUUGGAAUUAUGUUAUAACAAACAUUCCCUGAUAGAAUACAAGGGCUGUUCUUUUUUAUAAAAGUCCAACUCCCCCUGCAAAUCAAUUUCAUCAAUUUCAAUUUGCUCAGGUGUUGCUACCAAAUUUUAACAGCUUCAGUUACAAGUAAAAGAAUAAAAAACCCCAAAGUUUUUAAAAAACAAAAGAGUGAGAGUCCAUAUUUUAAUAUUCAAAUUGUUUGGAUUUUGCAUGGUGUUUCAUAACCAGGACUGCUAGAGAGCACCAACCCUAUGAGGGAACAUUAGCAUCCAUAGGGAAGUUUGUGUAGAGAAACAUACUUUUGGCCCCCAGACCAAGACCCUACAGAACAGAGUCUCUCCUUUGGAGGGUGGAAAUGCAGGCUGGCCUUCCCUGUUUUUCAGGAUGAUCUCCAUUUCUUUCUUUAUUGUAUAGCUGGCUUCCCUUUCCCAAGAUUCUUUUUAUAUCAUGGUGCAUCUGGCAGGUCUCUUUAUUCUCUGAGGUUGGCCAUAUGUAUAUGUUUAUUCUUAAGCUGUUUCCCCUUCUCUGUGUAGAGCGCUUGGAGACUGCCAACAGGCAGCUAGCCAGCAGAGAGUUUGAUGGGAACGAAGAUAAGGCAACAGAGGGUCUUUAUGCCUCUCAGAGUGAGUACCACAUUGAUCUAUAGCGGAGAUAUGCAUGUUCACUAUGUGUGGUUUGUCAGAGAAUGGAAGAAGUGUUUGUUUGUGCUAUGUUUUUAGCAGUUUUUUUAAAGUUGGAGGCUGGUUUCUUUCUAGCAGACUUGUUUUACCGUGUUGCUUCGUUGGAGUUAGUGGUAGGUGGUGGUCAAGGGGGAAAUUUAAAUAAAUAUGUUGAUGUCAGGGCAAAGUCUCAAGAGAAAUAAGCUUCAUAGUGAAAUGGAAUUCUUCUCUCCUUUUGGGAUAAUUCUGAAUUCACACAGGUACAAAUAAAAGGAGAACAAGGCCCUUUGUUUCAUGAGUUUUGAACAGGCCUUCAAAAGGAUAUUUCGUACCACAGCUCUGAGGGAACCACUUCUCAGGGAUUUGUUCGCAUGUCUAGGGAUGGAGAAGAAACUUAGGUUUGUUUGCAUUUAAAAUGAGAAACGACCUAAUUCGCGCAUCUUGAAGUAAUAAGUGAACUGAAGCAUGGCUAGUCUUUGAAAUUCACACUUUUUUGAAGUUUGCAAUUCUGUUCUGCAACCAUUUUGUACUAUUAGGGGAAAAUGUGCAUGGAAAUGCAUAUAUUAGUGAGAAUAACACCUGAAAAUGCAUUAUAUUAGAAGAAAUAGAUUAAUAGUCACAACAAAAUGUCUUUGCCUACCUAAAUUAAGCUGCUGAAAUGGGGGGGGGGAGUAGGAACCUAACUAGGAAUGGAAUUUAAAUGACUGUAAGUUCAGUUCAGUUAGUUCUGAUAUUGAAAACAAACCUUCAGGCUAAGAAUAUGCCCAGAAGCACUCUUGUUCUGUAAUUCUAUCUGUAUGUCUCUUGUGCCCAGCUCUAAUUGUUAGAUCUUGGUGUUCUGGUCAAUGAACAAGUAGAUUUAAGUAUCCCGAAGUCUGCCCACCCCUGUUUCAAAUGAGCUGUUCAGUGUUAGGUUGCUGUUGUUAUAAAUUACCUGUCCUUCGCCUGAAGGCGGUUGUUGUUUAGUCCUGUCCGACUCUUCGUGACCCCAUGGACCAGAGCACGCCAGGCACUUCUGUCUUUCACUGCCUCCCGCAGUUUGGUCAAACUCUGUCCAACCAUCUCGUCCUCUGUCGUCCCCUUCUCCUUGUGCCCUCCAUCUUUCCCAACAUCAGGGUCUUUUCCAGGGAGUCUUAUCUUCUCAUGAGGUGGCCAAAGUAUUGGAGCCUCAGCUUCAGGAUCUGUCCUUCCAGUGAGCACUCAGGGCUGAUUUCCUUCAGAAUGGAGAGGUUUGAUCUUCUUGCAGUCCAUGGGACUCUCAAGAGUCUCCUCCAGCACCACUGAAGGUGGUAGGGCAAUUAAAACACAGUGUUAAAAACAAUUGAAAGCAACUCACAAUCACAGAAAUGAGGUGGGUCCUAAAAAUAUAAAUGUCGUAUUGGCAGCAAUUCUUGUUGUGCAUUAUGGUUAUUGCACCAUGGUGUUUAGAUUGUUUGUUAUCUGUGAACCUCUUUGAGCACAAAUACCUUUCAGAAAAUGCAGUGUAUAAAUAAACUGAAUGUGACUAUGACUAAUCCUGGUUCUUUUCCAUGAAAGGAGCUCAGGUUUCAGGGCUAGGAAAGACCGAUGGCGAGGUACAACAGGGGCCCAUUAGGUCUAUGCCAGGGGUUCAGGCACCAUGUUGUGCAGCCUUGAUAACACCCUCACAUAACUCUAGGCUACAGCCCUCCAUCAGCUACUCUGUGGAGGACAGCUCUGAGUCACCUAAACUGGCAUUUCAAGUGCUUAACAAGCCUCCUUUUGCUGUCCAGGGAAGACUGUAAAAAAGCAGGUCCAUGUAGUCCCUUUUUCUGCAGAGGGCUGCAUUGAGGGCCAGUGUGGUGUAGUGGUUAAGAGCGGUGGACUCAUAAUCUGGGGAACCGGGUUCGCGUCUCCGCUCCUCCACAUGCAGCUGCUGGGUGACCUAGGGCCAGUCACACUUCUCUGAAGUCUCUUAGCCCCACUCACCUCACAGAGUGUUUGUUGUGGGGGAGGAAGGGAAAGGAGAUUGUUAGCCACUUUGAGACUCCUUAGGGUAGUGAUAAAGCGGGAUAUCAAAUCCAAACCCUUCUUCUUCUUCUUAACCUUGAGGACAGUCUUGUCAAGGGCCAUAUUCUUAGGGUGGGCAGGGCCAGAGCCGGAGGUAGUUGGGGCUGUUCCAGAACCAAAAGUGACUGGGCGCUCCCUUUGUCUGUCUCUCUGCCUCAUUCUGCUACCCAUUUCCCCAUUGUCCCCCCCUUGCACCCUAUAUGAAAUCAUAGAGUUGGAAGAGAACCCAAGGGUCAUCUAGUCCAACCCCACUGCAAUUCAGGAAUCUCAACUAAAGCAUCCAUGACAGAUGAGUAGCCAGCACCAACAGGGUUCUUUGGCCGGUCCCUGCACUGCCAACGCUGCUGUUACUGUAAACGGGGGGAGCCGGGGCGCCCAAUGCAAAAAUUUAAAGGGCUGAGCAGAGCCCCCAACCCCCUCCCCGAUGACCUCAGGUCCACCGGGCCUGGGAUUGCCCUGGUGGCAAUCAAACAGGAGGUCCAGAGAACAGAACACAGUGGAGCCACUCACACACCCCAGCCAAACACUCAGCAGCCUCCACCGCUAUGGCCACUGCUGCUGCUGCAGCCAUCGAGAGAGAGAGGUAGGAGGGGACCAGGAGAACUAAGGAGGCCAUGUAGAAGCACGCAGCCCAGUCCAAACCCGUCACGACCCAACCUCUCUGGUGACUGGUGUGAGGGAAGUGGGCAGGAGCCCAAUAGAGAACUCUGCAAAGGGUAUCACCCCAGGAGAAGACGGGCACUGUUUGGGCCCUCCCUUGCCAGCAGAGGGGUGCCGCUGGUGGCUAGAAAUGGACACAGGAUCCAAAACUUUUAAUUUCUUUCAUAUAUAUAUAUAUAUAUAUAUAUAUAUACACACACACACACACACACACACACAGAAAUAUAUAUAUAUAGAGAGAGAACAUAUAUAUAUAUAUUCCUUUAAAUAUAUAAAUGUUGUUGUUGUUUAGUCGUGUCCGAGUCUUCGUGACCCCAUGGACCAGAGCAGGCCAGGCACUCCUGUCUUCCACUGCCUCCCGCAGCUUGGUCAAACUCAUGCUGGUAGUUUCGAGAACACCGUCCAACCAUCUCGUCCUCUGUCGUCCCCUUCUCCUUGUGCCCUCCAUCUUUCCCAACAUCAGGGUCUUUUCCAGGGAGUCUUCUCUCUCAUGAGGUAGCCAAAGUAUUGGAGCCUCAGCUUCAGGAUCUGUCCUUCCAGUGAGCACUCAGGGCUGAUUUCCUUAAGAAUGGAUAGGUUUGAUCUUCUUGCAGUCCAUGGGACUCUCAAGAGUCUCCUCCAGCACCAUAAUUCAAAAGCAUCGAUUCUUUGGCGAUCAGCCUUCUUUAUGGUCCAGCUCUCACUUCCAUGCAUCACUACUGGGAAAACCAUAGCUUUAACUAUACGGGCCUUUGUUGGCAGAUAUAUAAAUAUAUUCUUUUAAAUAAAUAAAGGAAUAUAUAUUCCCAUAUCUAUCAUCUAUCUAUCUAUCUAUCUAUCUAUCUAUCUAUCUAUCGUCAGUCAGUCUGUAUCUGUGACAGUCCUGGGCAUCCGGCUUGGGUCUCAUAAAGUUCCACCGUUUCUCCUUGUAACACAGCAUUCACUGAACAACGCUUCUGUUCACGCGUCGCUAUAAAUAUUGGUGCGGACACUUUCACUGCCCUUUCAGUUCACGACCUGUGUGCAGUGAUAGUUCCUUGAGACAGGGUCAUAUAAAACGGCAGGGAUGUUUAGCAUGCCUACCUCGUCUGGGCCAGACAGCUAGAUGCUACAAAUAGGAGAGAGAAGUAUUUCCAAGAAUAGAAAGAAAGGUUGUAUACAGGACCUCCUCAAGCAGGUCAAAUUUAUUUAUAUACUCUCAUCCCUCUAGCCAGAGUUGAGGGUGUAUCAUGUAAGCCGUGGCCACUGAGGUGGAAGGGAAGUCUGGUUUGCUAGAGUGGCUGGUAAACGAUCACAGAUUAUGUUUGGUUUGUUGUGUCUUUGGAAGGGAGAAUGAAAACUAAGGAACACCCAUGCUUGGGUGAGCAUUUAGGUCUUGUAUCCUAAGGAAACAUUGCCAUUGGAUUUAGCUCAUCCGCUUUAGAGUCCAAAACAAAGCUCUAAAGGCAGUGGGGAUGCGUGGUCUGCAUGCAGAACUUGGGCUGUCAAGGAACAGGCCUCUAAAAUCUUAAGGAUCUGUGCUGUGUUGCCGUGAUCCUGUUGAGGGUUCUUUCACUUCGUCAAGGUCGAGAGGCCUCUGGGUAAAUGUCUACUGCUGAAUGAGCAGGCAAAAGGCUAUCUGGUAACCCCUCCCAGGGCAUGAGAGCUAUUCUGGAAUGUUUGGCAGCAGCUGAAGUGAUGUGGAUUCCUGUGCGUUUAAGUGACUCGCAGCAAAGCUCACUUGAAUGGCACACGGCUAAAUAAAGCACAGCAACACCCACUGGGAAAGGACGUUGGUACUAGCGAAGCAUCUUCAGAAUCAACAGCUGGCAUAAAGAGGAGUAGCAUACCCCACCGAUACUUACAUUUCUAAGAGUCAGUGGGAUCUAAUGAAUGGUGUGUCAGGACUGAACCAGGAAAGCAUCAGUUUGGCAACUUCUCCAUGAAUCUCAUUGGAUCACUUUGGGCCCAGCUGUUCUCUCUUAGCCCAGGGAUGAGGAACCUUUGACCCUCCAGUUGUUGUUGGACUCUCCUCAGCCCCUAGCCAGCUCCCUUGCCUUAAAGCUAAAGGGACCCCUGACCAUUAGGUCCACACGUGGCCGACUCUGGGGUUGCGGCACUCAUCUCGCUUUAUUGGCCGAGGGAGCUGGUGUACAGCUUCCAGAUCAUGUGGCCAGCAUGACUAAGCCACUUCUGGCGAACCAGAACAGCACACGGAAAUGCCCUUUACCUUCCCGCCAGAGCGGUACCUAUUUAUCUACUUGCACUUUGACGUGCUUUUGAACUGCUAGGUUGGCAGGAGCAGGGACCGAGCAACGGGAGCUCACCCCGUCGCAGGGAUUUGAACCGCUGACCUUCUGAUCGGCAAGUCCUAGGCUCUAUGGUUUAACCCACAGUGCCACCCACGUCCCACUCCCUUGCCUUAGUGCUCACCUAUUUUGCGGAGUAGUUGUGAUGAUAAAAUGGAAGGAGAGACUUGGGCUUUACAUGCCGAAGAAUCAAGCAAAUAUACAUUUUAAAGUUCUAGCUGCCAAAUAGCUUUGCUUUUCAGCAGCAGAGGAGGCUGCAGUUAAGGUGAUUGAAAAGCACAUGUAGUUUCACAGAGAUAUUGGCAAAUGCAGCAGCUGGGCUUUAAUCUGAAGGCUUCCAAGUCUCACCCGGCUAGCUCUAAAGUAAGAAACGUAAAAUGGUGUCUGAAAGAACAAGUGCACAGCAGUAGUGGUCCUUAGUUCAAAUAGGUUCCAUAAUGAAUGACAGGGAGUAAGACAGCCUGCCAGGGGCAUGUCUAGGGGUUGACCAGGUUGGCCCCUGCCUAGGACACAAACCCAGGGAGAUGCAAAAUUGCGGGUCUUCACUCUGGCUCGGAAUAGCUAGGAGUUUGCCUGGCCUGUUCCUCCACUUCUGGGGGAGCCUUGGCAAGGGUUGGAGGUCAGUGCACUGAUACACUCCUUGCCAUGGGGACAAGGGAGCCUUGCUACACCUCUGCAGCCUGCCCAAUGAAACUCUGAAAGUCUUUAUGUAUUCAUAUCUCGCCUUUCUUUCAAGGAGCUCACGGUAGUAGCAGAAGUGGUUCUUCCCUCCCUCUCGCAAGAGCCCUGUGAGGUGGGUUUGACUCAGUUACCCAGUGGCCGAGCAGAGAUUUGAAUGUGGGUCUCUCUGGUCCUAGUCUGACACCCUAGCUCAGGAACAGGGAAUCCCCAGACCUGGAGGCCGGAUGUGGUCUACUUGCCUGGCCCUAAAGACUCUGCAAACGACACCCUGGCCUGAGUCCGUGCCCUGCUUCGUGCCUUCCUUGAGUAGUUUCUCCUGGCUGAAACGUGUCCUUGAACUGUGAUAAUGCCUCUCGCUUGCCUGGAUGGAGAGCUUGGUAGGGAGCUUUGUGUUGGCUUUUGUGUGGCUGGUGUGUAGAAUGUGUUACGUCAGUGUUUCCCAAACUUGGACUUCCAGCUGUUUUUGGACUACAACUCCCAACAUCCCUAGCUAGCAAGACCAUCAGGGAUUAUGGGAAUUGUCGUCCCAAAACAACUGGAGGUCCAAGUUUGGGAAACACUGUGUUAUAUCAUUGGUCAACCCACAUUGAUAAUAAUAAUUUUUAUUUAUAUACCCCGCCCAUCUGGCUGGAACCUCGCCCUCUAGCUGACAAGGGUCCUGCAGCCCUGCCAUGACCGAUGCACCACGUUGCCUCUUUUUGAGUUUAUUUCUGUUCAGUGUUCCUCCUGGGUGUGUGAGCGCUUCUGAUGCAGCUGGCCGUUGCCUCCCUUUCCAGACAAAGAGCAUUUGAAAGAGAAAGAGAAGCUGGAAAUGGACUUGGCAGCCCUGCGCUUGACCAGCGAGGAGCAGCGAAGGCACAUCGAAAUCCUGGACCAGGCGCUCAACGGCGCACAAGCCAAAGUUGUCAAGCUAGAAGAGGAGGUAACACCAGACUGUCCUUCUGUUCAGUUCACCGCCCUACACUUUUCUUUCUCUCUCUCUCCCUCUCUCUCACAGACAUGCCCUAUCUGCACUCUGUAUUUAAAUCUCUAUGACUCCACUUUAAACACUCAUGGCUUCACCCUAAGAAUUCUGGGAGCAGUAGUUUGUUAAGGGUCCUGAGGGUUGCUAGGAGAGCUCUGUUCCCUUCACAGAGCUACAAUCCCCAGAGUUUCCUGUGAAGAGGGAUCGAUGAAGGCAAACUCACUAAAGUCCCCAUGAUUUGUUGGGAGAAGGCAUGGCUGUUUAAACUGGUUUAAGAGUGCUUUAAAUGUAUGGUGCGGUUUUGCCCAAAGACAUUUUACUGUUAGCAUUCAUCUGCAGCCUGAUCCUAACCGUGUUUUCUAAGCUAUGCCGCAGAGCUCAGCGGGGCUUACUUCCAAGUUAGUAUAUUUAGGGUUGCUGUCUUACAGCAGCUGCUGAAUAUGUUCCAGCACAUGAUAUGCUUGGUUGCUAGAAACCAAGGAAAUAUGAAACUCCUCCCUAAACAUCCUAAUAUAAGAGAGUGUGACAAGCCACCGUUAUUGACAAAUCAGCACAAAAUCUGAAAUUACUUAGAGGAGCAAAACUCAUGGACAUUUUCGCAGGAGAACGCUGGGACCAUUAGCUACACAAAUAGACCAAAUAUCAGUCUGAAAGGUUUAUGUCAAUUUAUGGAUUAUAUAACGAGGUACUUUGCAUUUAACCUUUGGUAUAUUAUGCAGUCCACUACCAUUCUAAGGGGAUCAAGUUGGGAGGUUCACUAGAAAUAAGGUUAGUGGCAUUUGUUGGGCUUAAACAACUUUGUUAGAUUAGAGGUGGGGAUCUGUAGAGUACUGAAGCCCCCUUCUCUGGUCACUGAACCCCUAUCCCCCCCCCCGAAUAGUUGUCAAUCUUUCCACCAUGAUCAUGAGGUCUGGCAACUUGAUUUUUUUUAAAAAAUGAAAGCUUAGAGUCUUAGGAUCUUGCCUCCUAUCAUAUUGAGAGAGCAGUAAACAACAGAGUCAAACAAACAGCCUCUUUAGUUUAGGACUGAAAGCUUUGACUGGCAGCAGCACAGCAGCGCUUGGGAUUUGCUUCAAACAUAGAAUUGUAGAGUUGGAAGGGGUCCCAAGGAUCAUUUAGUCCAACCUCCUGCAAUGCAGGAGGGACGCGGGUGGUGCUGUGGGUUAAACCACAGAGCCUAGGACUUGCUGAUCAGAAGGUUGGCGGUUCGAAUCCCCGUGACGGGGUGACCUCCCGUUACUCGGUCCCUGCUCCUGCCAACCUAGCAGUUCGAAAGCACGUCAAAGUGCAAGUAGAUCAAUAGGUAUCGCUCCAGCGGGAAGGUAAACGGCGUUUCCGUGCGCUGCUCUGGUUCGCCAGAAGCGGCUUAGUCAUGCUGGCCACAUGACCCGGAAGCUGUACGCCGGCUCCCUCGGCCAAUAAAGCGAGAUGAGCGCUGCAACCCCAGAGUCAUCCACGACUGGAUCUAAUGGUCAGGGGUCCCUUUACCUUUACCUUUUACCUGCAAUGCAGGAAUCUCAGCUAACGCUUCCGUGACAGAUGGAUCACCUUGGUGUCUGAGAUCUGGAGGUGACCGGGUGCAGGGACUUCACCUCCAUAAAGCUUACACUGUUUUCCGCCGUGCGCGAGCUCUGUGCUGUCCCCCUCCUCUUCCUCCUAAUGUCUCUGUGUUACCCCUGUGGCAAUCCUGCUGCCCUCCAGCUGUGCAAGAAGCAAGCUCACGUCGAGAAGGUGGAGAAGCUUCAGCAGGCCUUGACCCAGCUGCAGGCGGCCUACGAGAAACGGGAGCAGAUGGAGCGCCGCCUGCGCACCAGGCUGGAGAGAGAGCUGGAAUCCCUGAGGAUGCAGCAGGUGAGACAGAACUUGGGGUGUUGCAUCUCCCCAAAGUGCCUCUCAGUUCAAACCUAUGGCAACCUGCCAUCAAGAUCGGCUGCGGCGGCCGUUGCGUUGGUGCUGCCCCCCUCCAACACGACAGUCGCUGCACCUUGCGGGGUCGGGAGCAGUCGGUUUGGGGGCUCUGUGGACAUGCUGGCAGAGCCAGUCUGGCAUUGCUGAAGGGGCUCGCAGAAAUAUACCUGUCCAAAGCUCCGCCGCACCACACCUGUGGUGUGUCAAAGCCCACAGUUCAAGCUGGGGUCUCUUCCAUAAAUGUAGCACGCAGGUACCACACCACUGCUGGGCUGCUGGUUUGUUCGUUGUUGUUUUGUAGGAUAGUAUCAUUACAGGUGUUACCUUUUGGAUUUGAUCCCAUACAGUUAGAUCCAGACCAGCCACACAGUCCUCUGCCGACCUACUCAGAAGGAAAUCCCGUUGAAUUCAGCGAGUUUCCCUGUUCAUGGGUAUAGGGGUUGUAGCCAAAAUCAGUUGGCUAUAGUUCCCGUUGGUUUAGUAGGAGCCAAGUUCAGCUGGCAGCCCAUUGCCUGGGGAGUGCGGAUCUGAAGGAAGACACAAUUCGGCUUUCGUCACUAGCCGCAGAGAACCCUGGGAACCAUAGUUUGCUAAGGGUGCUGGGAAUUGUAGUUAUGUGAGGUGUAAGCUAUAGUUCCCAUGAUUCUUUUGGGGGCAUGCUUCAAAUAUGUUUUAAAUGUGUGCUUUGCAGGCAACUCAAGGACCACUGGGAGACUACAUAUCCUGCCUCCCAGGAAUGACAUGACAGCAAGGGAGAGACCAGUUUGACCUAAUAUUUUGGCUAAUAAUAAUAAUAAUAAUUUAUUUAUACCCCGCCCAUCAGGCUGGGUUUCCCUAGCCACUCUGUUGCUCCAAUACUUGCUUUCCUCUUCCCUCCCUGUUCUUUUUUCCUCUUGUAUCAUGCCUAGUAAGUUGUGAGCCUGUAGGCAGGGGCUGCCUUACUUUUUACAAUCUCUGCAAUGCCUAGAAUUUUUUUUUUUGGUCCUUUGCUCAUGUUUAAUAUUAAUAAUCCAACUCCUAGGGAGAGCUGUGCACUUCAAAAUGCUGCUACAGUCAGAUCAGUAGCAUGUGAUCUUGAGUUCUAGUACUAUGCAGGCAAAAGAAUUUCUGUGUAUCUACAAUUUUCACAUCGUUCAUUGGCUGAGCAGAAAAGGCUUUUGAACAUAAAAUACAAAUUUGAAACAACAACCAGCAAUGUCAUUGUGUUGUUAGCCAUAGGCCUGUGAAGCAAGCAUGACAUCUUGAACUUGCAUAAAAAUCCAGCAAGUUAAAAUCUACUGUGAGCCAGUCCUUGCACAGGGACAUCUGGAAAAGUCGUUUGGCUCAAAUUCCUUUUGAAAUGUGGGAAGUCGCUUUCUGGUAUAUUAAAAAUCUGGUGGAUUCUUGUGGUUUGCACAGUCUUGCAAAUCUUAGAAGCUAGGUUUUAUUCACAAAUUCCUGCAAAUAUGGAGCUUUCCAGGAUUGAGCAGUUGCAGUUUUCUGAGAUCUCAUUUUUUUUAAAGUCCACAUUAAGAGUCCCCAGGGGCACUCUCUCAGUUAAAAGCCGAAACUGGAAAACUCCCACUUGAGAUGAGAGUCCACCUGUGUUUAUUCAAUCAUUGGCUUAUACUAAUCCAUUUGCCAGAGGACAAGCUCACAAGACUCGUUUAGUGGGAGCAAAUUCAACUAAAUUCUACCAAUUUAAUGACUUGGCUGCGGGAAACGGCUCCUUUGAUUCAAUUACAUGGCUUUUCUGCGAACGACUUGAUGGGGACCUCGUUGUAGCUGCCAAAUUGGAAUUUAGAGGAUGCCUUCUGGAUAUUUUCAUGCACAGAUGAACUAGUGUAAAAACAGCACCCUGGCACGUCCUGGUAAAUUUCAAGCCAGUUUGGAAAAUUAAUACAUUGGGUUUUGUUGACGUUUGCUCUAAGGAGAGCUUUCAACUUCACUGAGAACCCCCAACAAAUGCCCUCAACUAUUCUGGGUGGAUGGCGUGAAGCCACAUGGGAAUAUCAUUUCCUCUGCAAGAUUGGGUGGGGAAUAAUUUCCAGGACACUGAUCCCCCCUUUAAAAAUUCAUUUUGUGAUAAAGGCAUUGACCCAGCUCAAGUUAGUCAUCACUAAAGACCCACUGAGAGCUAUAGGACGUGGAGCGAGGUGUGGCGGAACUUUUCCCAUUGAUUUCUGUGGGACUUUGUAAUGACUGACGGUAGCUGGAUCAGAGCCUGUGGCCCAAACUGGCCUGGCUGAAGACUAGAGGAGGAGCUUGCCUUGUUUUGUAAAAUGCCGUUAAAUGUGCUGAGUGCAGGGAAGAGACUGCAUCUGAUCUUCUGAUUAUGGGAUACCUAUUAACUCAAGGGAGACAAAUUCUGAAACAGCUAUUUAAACACUCUUCUAUUUAUGGACUGUCAGGUCCCAGACAAGCCUUGCCCCAUAAGCCAUAAACACUUUCCCAUGUGUCCCGCCCCCCCCCCCCCUGGCUUUUUAGAUUAUAUGUAACACACUUUCUCUUCCUGGUGUAGUUUAGCUGGGACACUGACCUACAUACAGUGAAAAAUACCCAUGCUUGCCAGUUGAAAUAUGCCUUGUGUGAGCAGCUGGAAUCCUGUAUCUUAGAUAUGUUUUGACCUAGGGAGCAGGUGACCAGUUUAUCCAGUGCCCAUCCUGAUUUGCCUGCUCAGUGAGCAUUCACCCUGAUUUGUUUGCAGGCAAUUGGAUGCCAUUGCAUAAAAGCAAACAUCGCCCCACUCUGCCCAGUCCAUUUCCCCAUCACUUUCCUUCUCGCAAGCAGUUUGAUCUUUUAGGGAAGUGGGUCUGUGGUGCAAGAAUCCCUUCCAGUCAACUAUAAUUCGCAACACGAAAUUGCCAGUUUGUGAUUGAAUCCCACCCGAAAAUAGACGCAGUCUGGAAUCGCCCUUAUUGUGAUGGCCAAAUCAGUUGCACAGAAAGGCAUUUCUUUUAUCUUGUUUGUCUGCCGAUUUUAAAGAACUUUAUUUGGCUUAAGGUGCAUAUCACCAAAAAUUCAGCCUGCAGCCAAGCCCUAAGUUCAUGCAGCUGAAAAAGCAUAUUAUUUCUCCACUUAGCUGUGUCUCUGCUUCCCUUCCUUCUCCUCUGUUACCGCUAUGUAAGAUUUCAGAUUGUAAGUUCCUCAGGGCAGGGGUCUGUCCUCUUGUGUUUUUUUUUGUAAAGUGGCAUGCACGCUGUUGUGGUAUAUAAAUAAAAUCAAGUUCCACUUUCAAAUAUUGAAGGAAAUGGGAACUAACUUAACAUUUUAAUAUGUACUACCUUUUGUUAGAACAGGGUGGGGGGAUUACUGGGCCAGGGGAGCACAAAGAAAGUGCAUUUACAGGAGAAUGAGUCAUGUGAAAUGUCCUUUCUUUCAAGUAACCACAGUGGUUCAGCAACUGGGGUGGAAUGAGGAAGAAAACUACUGUACUUGUCUACAGCGGAAUGCUUGCUCUCCCUGACCCCAGUUCUGACCACCCAUAUCAGAAGGAAAGUCUGGAAAUCAUUUAAAACCUUUUUGUUAUCACUUCCUGUUGUCCAUGGGACGGAAUUCCUUUGGCCCACUUUUUGCAGCAGACUGACCUGAUUCGAUGUUCCCAAACCUGCUUCCCGGUUGGAAUUCAGCUGUCAGAUUAUACAGUUCUCAGCUUUUGCCGUGUAGUUUUGAUCCCCAAAAGUAUGCACAAAAACCCACAUUUUGCACAAAAAUGCAUUCAACGUGCGUGGGGGCGGGGAAUAAAAGCAGCGAAGCAACAGAAAAUGCAUAUUUUACAGUGAAAGCGAGUGCGGAAUGUGUAAAAUUUACAUGCACCAAAUGUUUUGGUGCAUUCUUUUGGAAUGUCCACAAACCAGGACAAAUCAGACGUAGGACCCGAGUGUCAGCAAACAAAAGACACAGAACAGGGUUACACUGAUCCAAAUCUAUGACACAUUGCUCUCAAGUUCACGUCACAGAAGUCCAGCAGAUACUUUUCUUCUUUAUAGUAUCAGUGCAGUUCCACUUGUGGAGAUUCUCCAGUCCCCAAGUCAUUGGUUUCCUCAUUUCUUCCUCAAUCCCAGUGGGGGGUGGGAGACAGAGACACAUAUUUUCCUGAUCAGUGACUGAACUGUCAAAACAAGGGCAUAUAACAUUAGUGAGGACAACGACAACCUAAACAAUAUCAAGGACUGCCUUCCUCUUUUAGUGGUGAUGGGAAGCGACACACCAUGGAAAUAUUCCACUAAGCACCACCCACUGGUGUGGAUGGGAAAUGGCAGAAUUCCUAUGAGAAACAUGUGGACACUCGCGUGCCAAUGGCACACACGAAUCAGCCAACAUCUGAUCCAACUUGCUUGCAAUAUUAAGUGCCCUUUCUGGAAGCACUGCAAUGCACACUGGAAAAAGCAACCAUCUUUUUUGGUUUUCACACUUCUCCAGAUUUUGGAAAACAGUUCUCUCCUCAAAUAAAAUAAAAUAGCACCACGUGUAAAGAAAUGAAUUUUAGGAUAAAAUGCAUGUAGAAGUGCAUACAAUACACUGAGAUAAAAAUAUGUAUUUUGAGAUGCAUUUUGUGAUAAAAUGCAAAUUUAGGUAAAGGUAAAGGGACCCCUGACCAUUAGGUCCAGUCGUGACCGACUCUGGGGUUGCGCCGCUCAUCUCGCUUUAUUGGCCGAGGGAGCCGGCGUACAGCUUCUGGGUCAUGUUGCCAGCAUGACUAAGCCACUUCAGGCGAACCAGAGCAGCGCACGGAAACGCCGUUUACCUUCCCGCCAGAGUGGUACCUAUUUAUCUACUUGCACUUUGACGUGCUUUCAAACUGCUAGGUUGGCAGGAGCUGGGACUGAGCAAUGGGAGCUCACCCCGUCGCGGGGAUUCAAACCGCCGACCUUCUGAUUGGCAAGUCCCAGGCUCUGUGGUUUAACCCACAGCGCGCAAAUUUAAGUAUAUGUUUUUGUUUAGAUUUCUUUUUAAAAAUGUAAUCACAGAUUAAUGCAAAAAAAGUGACAGAACCAAUCUAUCAAUGAACACAUUUGAAAAUGGCACACGCCAUAGACAGACUGAUUUGUCCAUCUUAUACACACACACAUACACACACACACACACACACACACACCUGUAGACUGAGGUUUAGAUGCUAUAUAUAGAAAGGCAGGAGAAAUAUUGAAAUGUAUAAUAAACAAUAAACAGGUUAGUCUUCAAGGUGCUGCUGAUCACAUUCACAGUGUACAUUUAAAGCCCUGUUAAACCUCUUUAGAAGUUGUUCUAGCAGCGCAGAUGCAUCUAGCACCUUCAUUAUACAGCUUUUGGUGAAUGCGAAAGAUGCACCUCUGUACCCUGGCCUCUGACACCUGAGAUUUGUGUUUUCAGCACCCGCCCUAUUCCUGUGACACUGAUUUGUUUAAUACUCAAUUUUAAAUUGUCGUAACCACCCCUCUGAGGUUUCCUGUUCAAGGGUGGAUGGUGAUGGCAAAAAAUGGUUAAGGGUGCUAAGAAUUGUUAGGAGACCCCCCCCCUCACAGAGUUUCAAUUCCCAGCACCUAUAACAGACUACGGGACGCGGGUGGCACUCUGGGUUAAACCACAGAGCCUAAGACCUGCCGAUCAGAAGGUUGGCGGUUGGCGGUUCGAAUCUCCGCAACGGGGUGAGCUCCCGUUGCUCGGUCCCUGCUCCUGCCAACCUAGCAGUUCGAAAGCACGUCAAAGUGGAAGUAGAUAAAUAGGUACCACUCCAGCGGGAAGGUAAACAGCGUUUCUGUGCGCUGCUCUGGUUUGCCAGAAGCGGCUUAGUCAUGCUGGCCACAUGACCCGGAAGCUGUACGCCGGCUCCCUCAGCCAAUAAAGCGAGAUGAACGCCGCAACCUCAGAGUCGGUCACGACUGGACCUAAUGGUCAGGGGUCCCUUUACCUUUACGUUUAUAACAGACUACAGUACCCAGAAUUCCUCGGAGGAAGCUGUGAUUGUUACACACUGUAUAAGAAUGUGGCAUGUGUGUUAUAGUAGUUAUGAUGCUGGGCUAGAUGAAACUCUGAUUGGCUUCAGCAGGGCUCUUGUUUUUGCUUUGUUUCUGGUGGGCGCUGCUAACUGUGUUUUCGUUUGCUUUUCUCUAGCGGCAAGGGAGCUACCAGGCAGCCCCGCUGCCAGAGUACAACGUCCCUGCGUUAAUGGAACUGGUGCGCGAGAAGGAGGAGAGGAUUCUGGCUCUGGAAGCCGACAUGACCAAGUGGGAGCAGAAGUACCUCGAAGAGAGUGCCAUUCGGCAUUUCGCCAUGAACGCCGCAGCGGCAACUUCCACAGAAAAGUAGGGAAACGGCUAAUGGAAGAAAGAGUCUGUCAGCAUUGUUUGUGUUUGACUUUCUCAAAAGAAGAAAAUGAAAACGUACAUUGGGCUCGAACCUCAAAUCAAUAUAUAGAUCAGGGUUUCCCAAACUGGGGUCUCCCAGCUGUUCUUGGACUACAACUCCCAUCAUCCCCAGCUAGCAGGACCAGUGGUCAGGGAUGAUGGGAGUUGUAGUCCAACAACAGUUUGGGGAACCCUGAUGUAGACAAUAAGCAACUGGAACUUGCAACAAAAACUGUGUACACACUAUAAAGCACAACAGAAAUAUAUUUCCCUACUGGAAAGAAUUCUGAAGGGUUUCUGGGAAUUGUAACUCUGAUGGGUAAGCUACAAUGCCCAGAAUUCUUCGAGAGAAGGAAUGUGCCUUAAAAUUAGAAUGUUUAUGCAGCCAAAAUGCCGUCAUAUGGAUGCCUCUUUUUUGUGUUAUAGCUAGUCACGGCCUCUUCACCCCAUGCCACCCGCACAAUAUCCAUUUUCUCCUCCAACAGUCAGCCAGCAUUUUGUGGCCACAUAAGCAAGCUUGGCCCUCACUGGGAUGCUUUGAAGGCUCCCACACCCACCUGGGGGCUUUCCCUCCUGAAAUAUGCCUUGUGCUCCUGCAAAAUUCUCCCGUGCCUGCUGAUACCUCUUGUCUUGUGUGCGAGUGGUGGCAUUUUAGUCACAAACGGAUCCACAUUUGCCCCUGAACUUCCGAAAGAGUAGGAAAGGGUUUUAUAGUGAAAAAUUAUUCAAAUAGUCUUUGAAUUCUGCAGAAAGGGGGCGGGUGGCGCUGUGGGUUAAACCACAGAGCCUAGGACUUGCCGAUCAGAAGGUUGGCGGUUCGAAUCCCUGCGACAGGGUGAGCUCCCAUUGCUCGGUCCCUGCUCCUGCCAACCUAGCAGUUCGAAAGCACGUCAAAGUGCAAGUAGAUAAAUAGGUACCGCUCCGGCGGGAAGGUAAACAGCAUUUCCAUGCGCUGCUCUGGUUCGCCAGAAGCGGCUUAGUCAUGCUGGCCACAUGACCCGGAAGCUGUACGCCGGCUCCCUCGGCCAGUAAAGCGAGAUGAGCACCGCAACCCUAGAGUCGGUCACGACUGGACCUAAUGGUCAGGGGUCCCUUUACCUUUACCUUCUGCAGAAUUCUUCUUCAGGAAGAUGAUUCGGUGCUGUGGAUAAAGACUUGGCUCUGGGUGUUCUCCAAUAGUGGGUGACUUUUUGGGCGAAUAUAGAUGACCAUUUGUUGUUUGUUGUUGUUUAGUCGUCUUAGUCGUGUUCGACUCUCUGUGACCCCAUGAACCAGAACAUGCCUUGGAAACUAUCACUUUCUUCUCAAAACUUCUCCUUUUUUAUGUCCAUGGAGUUUUCUUGGCAAAAUACUGGAGUGGAUUGCCAGUUCCUUCUCCAGGUGGAUCACAUUUAGUCUAAACUCUUGGCUCUGACCAGUCCGUCUUGGGUGGCCCUGCAUGGCAAAGCAGGUGGUAAAUUGCUAUAGUGGGCAUAUAGCCUCUGUCUGUCUGUCGCGUCCUGUCUAGUGGAAAACUUUACUGCUUUUCUACUGCUUUUAUUUUGGGUUGGGUGCAGAUUUUGGUUUUCAAAAAAAUCUGCUGUGGCUUCAUAUUGCAGAUGACUCACUGUGGGGAGAAAAAACAUAGCUCAGUGUUCAAGUACCUGCUUAGCAUACAGAAAGUUCCAGGUAGAGUAAUGAGAGAGUAAUUAGAUUUAGUUUACAUUUAAAGGCAAACCUACCCAGCACUAGGGAUGCGGGUGGCGCUGUGGGUUAAACCACUGAGCCUAGGACUUGCCGAUCAGAAGGUUGGCGGUUCGAAUCCCCGCGACGGGGUGAGCUCCCGUUGCUCAGUCCCUGCUCCUGCCAACCUAGCAGUUCGAAAGCACCUCAAAGUGCAAGUAGAUAAAUAGGUACCACUCCGGCGGGAAGGUAAACGGCGUUUCCGUGCGCUGCAGCUUAGUCAUGCUGGCCACAUGACCCGGAAGCUGUACGCCGGCUCCCUUGGCCAAUAAAGCGAGAUGAGCGCUGCAACCCCAGAGUUGGCCACGACUGGACCUAAUGGUCAGGGGUCCCUUUACCUUUACCUUUUACCCAGCACACACUUUCUGAAAUGUUGACAUGAACCAAAACAUAGCCAGCUUUCUCCAUAUCUUGCAGUACAGUUCUUCAGCCGAGUAUUUUGUGUUCCAAAAGUGUGUUCAAAGGUAAAAUGUGCACAGGAGUGCUAACAGUAGUCAAUGCAUUAUAUUAGGGGAAAUUGCUUUGCAAAAAUGUGUAUUUCUGUAUCUUGUGAAUGUAGCUUGUUUAUGUUUAAUACUGAAUUUUAAAUUUUUGUGACCUGAAUAAUAAUAAUAAUAAUAAUAAUAAUAAUAAUAAUAAUAAUAAUUUUAUUAUUUAUACCCCGCCCACUCUGGGUGGCUCACAACAGAAUAUUAAAAACAUGAUAAAAUAUCAAACAUAAAAAACUUCCCUAAACAAGGCUGCUUUCAGAUGUCUUCUAAAAGUCAGAUAGUUGUUUAUUUCCUUGAAAUAUGAUGGGAGGGCGUUCCACAGGGCAGGCGCCACUACUGAGAAGGCCCUCUGCCUGGAUCUUGCUGGUGAAUGGUAGGUGGUAUUAAGUAAAUAACUAAGUAGGGCAAAAUUGCAUACACAAAUGUGAAUAAAUGAAUUAAUUAGUAUACCACCCUUCACCUGUAGAUCUCAGGGUUGUUCACAAUAUAGGAGAAAUGCACACCAAGUGGAUGAAUUUUCAUGGGGACUUAAAAAGAAAAAAAAGACUCACAAACCAAUGUGGAAAUGUGGAGAACAGAACAUAAGAGUGGAGCUAUGAAAAGCUGUAUUUUGACAGCUCUGCCCAUCUCUGGCUCCGUGUUCAAUCCCACGCCUCUACAAUUAAAAGGACCAAGAGACAGAUCUCCCUCUGCCAGAGACCCCUGGAGAGCAGCUGCCAGUCAGAAUAGAAAACAUUGGGCUGGAGAUGCAAAUAUUCUGACCUAGUAUAAGGAAGAUUAUUUAUGCUCCUUAUCUUUUGACCAAAUCAAAACUGAAGGUUCCCCCCCCCCCUCUGUCUUUCUCUCUCUCGUUGCCAGAGAUGCCUCAGCCAUUAAUCACUCGCGGAACGGGAGCUACAGUGAAAGUUCCCUGGAGGUCCGCAUGUGGCAGGAGGAAGAAGAGAUUUUGCAAGCCAACCGACGGUGUCAGGACAUGGAAUACACGUAAGGAGCAGCUGUCAAGUAGCUACCGUGGGAUUUACAUGAGCACCCGCAGCGCUGAAGCCUCUUGACUGUCCUGAUAUUCUGGCAGGCACACCAAUUCAACACGAUCGCGUUAGCCCUAUGCCAAGGCAUGGCAGUGGGAACAUAGGGGCAGGCACAGUGUGAAUGCGCAGCCCGACUCUCCCUCUGACCUCAUGAGCACCCAAAUAAGACUCUAGUAAAAGCAUGCUUUACCCAAUACUGUGGAGGCCAGGUAUAUAUACAGUGGUACCUCGGGUUAAGUACUUCAUUCGUUCUGGAGGUCCAUUCUUAACCUGAAACUGUUCUUAACCUGAAGCACCACUUUAGCUAAUGGGGCCUCCUGCUGCUGCUGCGCCGCCGGAGCACGAUUUCUGUUCUCACCCUGAAGCAAAGUUUUUAACCCGAGGUACUAUUUCUGGGUUAGCGGAGUCUGUAACCUGAAGCGUAUGUAACCUGAAGCGUAUGUAACCCGAGGCACCACUGUAUGUAUGUGCUACAGCAGCCACACCCAGCUUUGAGUGGCCGGUUAAACCAGGUGAGAGUAGCCAGUGGCUCUCAAACCCUCGGUGGGUUACGGACUUCCCCUGCAAGCAAAGACAGGCUCCGGCAGAUUGACUGGACAAAACCAAUAGUGGGUCCGACAGUCAAGAAGGCGGUUUCUGCAGAUGAUGUGUAGAGGGAAGUGAGGGGCAGAUGGGGCUUGGCAACCUGGGAAGGUAGCCCAUUCAAGAGAAGGAAAACUCUGCUGCCUUUGAGAUAUCUUCAGGAGAAGAAAAGGCUAAGGAGUAAACCCUACACCAGGGGUAGGCAACCUAAGGCCUGGGGGCCGGAUGCGGCCCAAUCGCCUUCUCAAUCCGGCCCACGGACGGUCCAGGAAUCUUGUGUUUUUACACAGGAAUCUGUCCUUUUAUUUAAAAUGCAUCUCUGGGUUAUUUGUGGGGCAUAGGAAUUCGUUCAUAUUUUUUUUCAAAAUAUAGUCCGGCCCACCAGGGACGGCUGGAAAAGGUUGCUGACCCCUGCCCUACACCAAUCCAGAGGGGAAUCCCUAAGGCAGUUGGAUGGUGUCUUGUAUGCCUCCUUCCAGCAACUCCUGGUGCCAAACGUAUUGCUCUGCUUUCCUUUGGACCACAUCAGUGAGGCCGGGAGAGGGGUCUUGUUGUCUGGGCAGCCCAGGACUUGCAUACAUGCUGCUCAGGCUUGCGCCCCAGGGAGGGCACUUAGGUGCUGCUAAUGUAGCAGUUUGAAGGUGCACUCCAUUGUCUCUGGAGACAGACAGGUGCCAUCAAUGUGUAUGAAGGAGCAGUUUUGAGUUCCAGACAUGCUACUGUUUGGUUAUUCAAAACAGUAUGUAGGGCAUUCCUCUUACCUUAUUAAGCACUUGGGAAAAUUUUGCAUUUUGAUUCAUUUCAAAUUGAAAUUAGAGUUUUAAUUGUGCAUUCUCUGUGCUAAGGAAUUUAAAGGUUCUGAACCUGGAAAGCCUGCUUUCUGCAACCUGUGAAAAUUGAGCGGAUUUCUGCAAAUUUUAUAAUGUUGCAGUCAGGUUGAUUCCACAGAUAUUCUCCCUCUGCGAUAAACACUCACUGUCAGAUGCAGGAAACUAAAUAUACACCAUGUCCAUUGAUAAACAGACUUUGCAAACUCCUACAGUUGCAGUUUGCAGUAUCUUUAAACAGAUACCGGUACUAAAACUGAAUUUGUCAUACCAGCGUUGUGGGACCAGACCACCUCCUUUCAAGCCUCUUCUCAUCUCUGGAAUAUGUUUUUCUGCAUAUUUUAACAGGAUAAAGAACCUGCAUGCAAAAAUCAUAGAGAAAGAUGCCAUGAUCAAAGUGCUUCAGCAGCGGUCCAGGAAGGACCUUGGCAAAACUGAUGCUUCAAGCUUGCGACCUGCUCGGUCGGUCCCAUCCAUUGCUGCAGCCACUGGAACUCAUUCCCGCCAGACGUCCCUCACCAGCAACCAGGUGGCCGAGGAGAAGAAAGAAGACAAGACUUGGAAAGGGAGCAUAGGUGAGCUUCGGUGUUAGCUGGGCCCUGGCAAAGAGAUUCAGCUCUCCCCAUCUCUUAGUAGAACAGCUUUGGACUACAACUCCCAUCAGCCCCUGCCACCUUAUGCGUUGGCCCCACCCAUUGCAGUCCAAAACAUAGGGAGGGCACCAGGUUGGGCAGGUCUGCUUCCGCUGGUUCUUGUUGCUUUUCUGGCUGUUGUGUUUUAUGAAAGUGGAUUGUUGUUGCUUUGCUUGCCAAGUGAGUGGAUGAAUUUAUUUGUUGUUACAAACAUCAUGGUCAUUUCAACCAUCACUAUAUAUAUAUAUAUAUAUAUAUAUAUACACACACACACACACACACACACACACACACUUUACAUAGAUACACCAUUACAAGGCAGAAUCACUCAAUUCAUACAUACAGUGUGUGUGUGUGUGUGUGUGUGUGUGUGUGUGUGUGUGUGUGUAUUUGUUGUUGCUUUUGCUUACUCUAUAUUGAUUGGUGUUUUAUUGUGUUGCAGUUUUUAUGGAUUUUUAUGGGGACCCUGUGAUUGAAGAUGCAGGGUGAAAAUGACAAUAUAUAAAAUAGCACCAAAGGAGGAGAUCAGCCAAUUAAAAAUGCUUGGUCAAUGCACUUGGUCAAACAAAAGCCCUUGGCAGCUGGGGAUUCAAACUUUAUAGCACUUUGAACUUAGGCAACAACAAUAAUAAUAAUACUGAAAUAUAAGUGGCACACGCACAAUCAAUUUAAAAUAAGCAAUAUUAUUUUUUAAUUCAUACAAGAGCAAGCAUAUGUCUUAGGUAUUUGCUGAGUCAAAUAACCACAUUUGUUUCCAUUAAGUGGCAAAGUUUAAAUGCAGAACAUUGUCAGUGGUGCAUUCGCGUUUAAAUUAUUAUUAUUCUUUGCAAUUGACACAGAGUAUUAGUUAGUUCAAAUCCAGAUCUGAUGUUCAGCUCCCACAUUCCACUACUUUGGGGGCCUUUUUUCCUGCCUUCCUCCUUCCGCCUCAGGCUACCUAUCUCUUUAUCCCUUACUUCCCAGCUUUGUGAAAGUUCUUUGUAGCCUUCCAAGUAAAGCUGCUUAUUCCCUUUCUUUCCCCAGGACACUCUUGGCCAAAUUGGCAACUUACCCUUCCCUCACUGGACUUUUACUGCAAACGUCCCGCCUGCUUUGUUCUCUCAGCAGUUGGAAUGUUUGUGGACAUUCUGUGCCACCACACCAUCUUCAGCUAGUAUGUUAUCAAAAAGCUUCACUGUGGCAAGCAGGGACAGUACAGCCACGCAGACCAGUCAUUUCCUAGUCAUUGCUUACAAUUGUUCACGUUCUUCUUGUUGGUUCCAUGGUAUUGACAUUUUUAAUCUAAAUUGCUUGGAUGGGAAAGACAAAAUAACAGAGAUGGGGCAUAUCUGGUGUUUUAUAUUGUGUGUUGUAUCUCUCCCCCCCCCCCUUUUGUUUUAACAUUCUGUGUGGUUUAUUUAAACCAUUUUGAGCCUUUGGGAAAAUAGAGUAGAACUUUAAUUAAACCAAUGGGGUCCUUUCCCUCUCUUGUUUCUCCUGCUCCUCUAGGAUUGCUCUUAGGGAAGGAGACCCAGGACCAGGCGCCCAUCCCUUUGUUGCCACCUCCACCUCCUGCCACACUGUCUUCUGGAAUGUCCUCGUGGCCGGUGACUGUCUGCCACACUAAGACGGGCAGCAAAGAUAGCAGCACUCAGACGGACAAAGCCUCUGAACUUUUCUGGCCAAACUCUGCCUCUUUUCCGGGCAGAGGGAAGUUGACUAACACCCCGGGCGGCAGCCCAGCCCUCAGGCACACUGCAGGCAGAGGCGUUGGAGAGAGGCUGGGUGAGUAAAUUUGAACGCCAUGGGCCUGGGAACAGGAGCAGGGCAGGAAGGGUGUUUUGAACUGCAGUGUGCAGAACCUAGAAUUAUGAAAUUCUGUCUCCAGAAAAGAAAGCUUUAAAUAGACCGUUGCCUUGCCUCCGCAAUAGACUGGACGAGAGAUGAACUGAUGCUCAAUUCAGAUAAGGCUGAGGCACUGUUGGUAGGAGGUUCCCUAGACCGGAUGGCUGGGAGGUUGCCUGCUCUUGGUGGGGUUAUAUUCCCUCUGAAGGAGCAGGCACCUAGCUUGGGGGCUACUUCUGGACCCUUUGCUGUUGCUUGAGGCUCAGGUGGCCUUGGUGGCCCAGAGUGUCUUUUCUCAGCUUCAGCUGGUGGCCCUAUCUGGACAGAGAUAGCCUAACUUCUGGUGUCCAUGCUCUGGUAACCUCGAGGUUAGGUUACUGCAACACGUUAUACAUAGGGCAGCCUCUGAAGGCAGUUCAGAAACUUCACUUGGUGCAGAAUUCAGUGACCAGGUUUCUCACCGGAGCAAGAUAAGCUUGAGCACGUCCACACCAAUCCUGAUCCAACUGCACUGGCUGCCUAUCAGUUCCCAGGCCCAAUUCAAAGUGCUGGUUUUUGACCUAUAAAGCCUUAAAUGGCCGAGGACCACAAUACCUCAAGGACCACCUUUCCCCAUACGAACCAACCAGGACCCUCCAAUUAUCUGAGGCUCUGGUGUGCUUCCUCCUCCAGAGAUCUGUAGGGCGGCAACAUGAGAAUGUGUCUUUUUGUUUAGGAUUGCGUAUCAGUUCUAAAGGAACAAGUUAUAGCUCCUUCCACAGGCAGUGCCUUAAAUCUGAUUUAUAGCAUCACAGAGUGCUGUACCCAACCCCCAAAAUAUCUCAGAUUAACUCCAGGAGACCGUCACUUACCUCUGAAGGUCAAACUGCAUGUUGCAUUAUAUAAAUUCCAUUAUUCUUCCCCCCCCCCCCGCCCCAUUUAUUUUUAUGCAGGGCAGCUGUAGGUGGCUGCAAGGUUGAGUGGGUGUCUGGCAGGGGAAGAGAAUCUGCUGCACCCUUUCACUGCCAGCUGGUUUGCUUGCUCAGAAUUGCUCCAAUAGCUUCUGCUUUCCCAUAUCUGGGGGACCUGGGUGAGACACGUGGUUCCCAUAUUUCCCCCCAUGGAAAGCAGCACAGUUUUAAGCAAUCAGCAGCCAGCUGGUAAGAAGAAAACGGUUAAGUAGACUCUGCCCGCCCCCAACUUCCCUUCUUCCGCUAUCAGUUUUCACUUUAACUUUGAUGCCACUCACAGUGUUUUUGCAAGUCUCCUCCACACUGUGCACUUAGAAUGCUUUUAUACCACUUUAACCAAAGAGUCCUGGGAACUGUAGUGUGUUAAGGGUGCUGAGAAUUGUCAGGCGACCCGCCCCCCGCAGAGCUACAGUUCCCGGCGCCCUUCUCAAACUACAGUUCCCAGAAUUCUUUGGAGGAAGCCAUGAUUCUUAAGAGUGGAAUAAGAGUACUUUAAAUUUGGUGACCAAGCCACACCCAAACAAUUGGGAAUUGUGGUAAUGCAAUGUGCACUUUUGGGACGCAGGUGGCGCUGUGGGUUAAACCACAGAGCCUAGGACUUGCCGAUGAGAAGGUUGGCGGUUCGAAUCCCCGUGAAGGGGUGGAGCUCCCGUUGCUCAGUCCCUGCUCCUGCCAACCUAGCAGUUCAAAAGCACGUCAAAGUGCAAGUGGAUAAAUAGGUACCGCUGCAGUGGGAAGGUAAACGGCGUUUCCGUGUGCUGCUCUGGUUUGCCAGAAGCGACUUAGUCAUGCUGGCCACAUGACCCGGAAGCUGUACGCCGGCUCCCUCGGCCAAUAAAAUGAGAUGAGCGCCGCAACCCCAGAGUCUGUCACGACUGGACCUAAUGGUCAGGGGUCCCUUUACCUUAAUGUGCACUUUGGCCCCAAGAUCAACUUUUGCCCUCUUCACUGUUUCUCCGCAGAGAACUCUCCCAGCCAUGGCAAGCUACCGGACAGCAGCAAAGGCGGCAGGGUCAGCAGCCUGCUUCACAAACCUGAAUUCCCAGAUCCAGACAUGAUGGAAGUCCUUAUCUGAAGCUACAGUUCUCAGGUGCUGCCGUUUCCCCUGCUAGUGCACAUAGCCCCCUGAAGGAGGGUGCUGCCGUCGUUGGCACUGUUGCUGCUGCUGCCAUGCAAAACUCGAGAGCUCUGGAGAAUGGUACAAAACCAGACCAAAGAAGUUUAGAUCUAGAUGGCAAAUGAGACUUUUUAACAAAGCACAGAGCAUGUGAGACGUUGGAGAUGGGACAUUUGGGAUACCUGCUACGUACAAUCAUUAAAAAAAGUACAUUGGCCAACGAGAUGUGGAUUUGAAAGAGCGAUGGCAAAAGGAAGACAUGGGCAUCUGCAUUUUCUGUCGGGGGGGGGGGGAGGAACUUUGGAAGGCACGGUCAGCAUGCCAAGGACAAUUCUGCAACCACCAAGUCAGUGGUGGUUGCUUUUUUAAUCACCUGCUAGCUAACCAGAGCAGCCACAUUCCCUCUGUGAAAUGUUUUGUGCAACGUGCACCCCUGGGACGAGGGAGCAGGACUUCCCUAUAUUUAGACAUCAUCCCACUGCCUUCUUCCUGCUGUUUUUGUUUUCAUCUCCCUCCUACCCACCUUUAUAGAGAGAGAGACAUGGUUAAAAACAGGGUGCGGAACAACGUGCCCUUCUGAUAAAUUUCCGCAACUCUUCGCCUCUAUUUAAUAUUUAUUGAGCAACGACAGCAUGCGGUUGCCAGCACAGAAGCAGCAGGGUCCUUCCUUGCUAAGAGGGCUUAGAACAUGGGUAGCUGAUGGGGGGGCCCUCCAGAUGUGCUUGGAUUAGAGAGCUCCCUUUCGCCCCAGCUGAGAGCCAGGAGUGAGCUAUAGCCCUGUAACAUCUGGAGAGCACAACGUUGGCUGCCACUGGCUUCAAAUCUAAUGUUAUCUCACGCAUUACAGGUGAGACAUAGUUACCUCUUUCCAGUAGUAGUAGUAGUAGUAGUAGUAGUAGUAAUAAUUUUAUUAUUUAUACCCCGCCCCUCUGACUGGGUUUCCCCAACCACUCUGGGCGGCUGGGUUGUUCUGCUGGGGCAAGAAACCUACCAGCCAAACAAAAACAGUCAUUAAAAAGCACCUUAAAACCUGAUUUGUGGUCUCAUAAACUUUCAUGGGCUUAGAGUUUCGAGCAGGGGAUGUUCCCAGCUCUUCCUGGAGAUACUGAGGUAUUGACCUUGGGAACUUUCUGCUUUAUCGCUGAACUAUGGCUCUCCCUUGUCAAAUACAGGCAUGGAAUCCUAUGUAACAACAGCAUAGGCAGAUGUCUGGGUGGUUUCAAGUAGAUCAGCAAGGAUUUUUCAUUCCCGCUUGUUUAAGAACGGCAGCAGAAAAUGCCCCCUCCCCCAUUAUACUGCUGAAAUUAAGAAAACUGGGUGAGGGGGAGCAAGAGGUAACCAGCAGAAUGUGCUUGGGGUGUGUGAGUUCAGUUCUCAGAACAGAAUUCCCAGACUCGGAAACCUUUAAGUGUAAAUGUACGCCUUUUGCACCAAUUGCGGUUGGCGGUUCUCAGGAUUCUUGUAUAAAAACAAAGUCAGUCCCACAGUCCUGAGGUCUGCCCACUGCUACUAUAAACAGGUUCGUUUCAGUGUCCCUUUUCCUAGGUUUUCUGCUAGUUUUCCAAAACUGUUCGAUGUGUGGCCGUGCAUGUUUUGCAAGGGCUAUAAGCUUUGCUCUUCCGUCUCGUGCAGGUUCUGUGAAAAUGCUGAGCAGUUUAGCAGUGCUUUGUCUAUCAAACCAACCACCAAGCUCUUAACCCUAACUCUUAGAGAUUCAAACAGUGGUAUGCCAUCUGCUUUGUGCAUUUAUCCCAACCAGCAAGGGUGACUGCAGGAAGCCACACAGCUUGCCCUGUUGUCUUUGUUGAAGGACAAGUGGAAACUGAGCAUAAUACAUACUCUUCCCAUGUGUGAUUCCUGGCAAAUGGAGGGCACAGCAAAAGCCAACAUGAUUAGUAGCCACUGACAGACUUGUCUUCACAUACAUGCAUCAAGAAGACAUAGACAAACUCAGCCUCCUAUGUCAUACAUGCUUGGCUCAGCAACACUUAGCAAAUGGGAUCCAAAGGUAAGUUUCACUUAGUUCCUGUUGGAAAUCAGUGGGACAACUUUCCACGUUGGAUUUCAAUGGGACCCGAAGUUCAGCUAACUAAUCUGGAUCCAGCCUGUUACGUUUUUGCAUUUUCACACAGGAUUGCUAUGGAUUUAUACUUGGCCAACAGGGUUUUGUGCGCCGUUGUUGGUCUGGGGAGGUGGCUGGGGAUGUGCAUUUGCACCCGUGUCGUUAGGGAAUAGGGACCGUGCCAUGCCAAUAGGGAUUGCAUUGGGUGUCUUUAGUUUUUUCCCCAUUGAUCAGUUGCUGCUGUGCUGUACUCUCUUUUUCUGAAUGAACCAUUCAAUAAGCUUCUGUACAGUGCUAGCAACUAUUUGUUCCAAGAAACGGUCUCCAUAUUAACACCCAAUGUUAAUACCCAAUGUUAACACCCAAUGAUGAGGCGGUAUGCGCAAAUAAGCCUCCCAGAGCCUGUAGAGGCUGUCAGCCCUCAAAACAACUGUAAACAGCAGCACCUAGAAAUUCCACACACACUUCUCCUUGCCCUACCCUUCAGACAAGGAGAGAGCCUUGCUGCCUUUUGCUAGAAAGAAAUCAAGGGCUUUCCUUGUUCCCUCUAGCACAGGGAUGAAGAACCUGACACCUUUCAGAUGUUCUUAGACUCCAACUCCCAUUGGCCCUAGCCAAUGGGGCCAAUGUUUUGGUAUGAUGGGACUUAUUGUCCUUCAACAUCUGGAGGAUUACAGGCUCCCUAUCCAUGCAUAGUGCUGCAUUCCACAAGAGUGAACAGGCAGCACCAGGGACUCUGUUUGCAUGGGUAGGGGCAUGGGGAGAACUGGAAAGGCAUGGCUGGCUGGCUGGCAGUUUGGUGGACCUACUACAGUCACUUGGAGGCUACUUCAGCUUCUCAUUAUUAUGGAACAAACGCAGGAACCAGGGCUGUAUGUGACAUAGUUUGCUCAUUGUGCUGGUCCCGAGGUGCAGUUUUAGGAGAAUUCUCCUGCAGUUUCCUCCUCCUGUAUAUCUAUAUUGAUGUGCCUUUGUACUUGUAGCAUUCAGUUAAGCACCACUUACAACAACAUCCCAAGGGUAAAUUUACAGUGUCAAUGACGCUUGCGUUUGGCAGGCAACUUUCUGCAGACGAACUCCGUAUAUAUUUGAAAAUUUACAGCCCAAAGGAUCAGGAAAGUCCAUGCUUGCUUCUCUAGUUGUGCUUGAUGUUUUAAUGCAAAAAAGAGAGGUUUCUCUAGAACACCCCAAGUUAGAGCAGAGUGUAUGUGGAAUACUGCUGUGACGACUAAAGUGGUGGCUUAACCUUUAGCAAAAACGUUUCUGCCCCUCCUUGAACACCUUGGCUUGUGUGUUACAGUAUUGUGCUGUGUGACACUUGUGUUGUAUUAAUAUUACAGGUAAACGGGUUGUAAGAUAACGUCAGAUCGCUUCCCUCCCCCUUCCCCCAGUUGUCCUUCUGUUGUACAGAAUGGCUGGUGUAGAGCAUCGUUCAGCUGGAGUGUGUUUGUACAUACAUGGGGCAGGGAGGAAUCAAGGAGUUUAUACACCUCCCACGAGAAAUACUGAUGGCCUUGGGCCUGCCAAAGAUUUUUCUCCUCUGCUGCUUAAAUUUGUGCCUUAAUAUUGUAUAUAAUAAACGUAUACAGUGGUGCGC
Molecule: messenger RNA, 52103 nt
Organism: Podarcis lilfordi (Lilford's wall lizard)
Lineage: Eukaryota; Metazoa; Chordata; Lepidosauria; Squamata; Lacertidae
Source: the annotation of a GenBank genome assembly